Messenger RNA from Podarcis lilfordi (Lilford's wall lizard), 52797 nucleotides. NCBI's taxonomy places the organism in Eukaryota, Metazoa, Chordata, Lepidosauria, Squamata, Lacertidae. The record is from the annotation of a GenBank genome assembly.
AUGAAGCGGGACCUCAGACGGCUAGAGCGAGUAUGGCGGGGUGCCCGUGACGGAGCCUCAAGAACAUCUUAUAGGGUUUUUAUGAAAACCUACGAGAUGGCAGUGAAGGCCGCUAAGAAGUCCUACUUCUCGGCCUCCAUUGCCUCUGCUAGCUCUCGCCCGGUGCAAUUAUUUAGUAUAAUUAGGUCUUUAACGUCCCUUGAAGGACAGCCAAAUUUAAAUAACAAUUUGACACACAGCUGUGAGGCAUUUGCGAGCUUUUUUGCGGAGAAGGUCCUGUUGCUCCGCCAUGACCUCCCUGCCAAUUUGGAUACAAUAAAGGAACUGGAGGCCCCUCGACUGUCCUCGGGUCCAGUAUUGGACCACUUUGACCAGAUAUCCCCAGCCGAUGUGGACAGACUCCUCCAAGCUGGAAAGCCCACCACCUGUCCUCUUGACCCGUGCCCGUCUUGGCUGAUUACAGCAUGCCCAGACGAGGUGCGGGCCCCCCUGGGUGAUAUCAUCAAUUUGUCCCUUGGCACCGGGAUAUUCCCAGGGGAACUGAAGGAGGCAGUGGUGCGUCCGCUCUUAAAGACAACAUCAUUAGAUCCCUUAGAUCUAUCCAAUUACCGCCCGGUUUCGAAUCUUCCAUUCCUGGGUAAGGUGAUUGAGAGAGCGGUUGCUGAACAGCUUGGUAGGUUUCUGGAUGAAACAUCGGCUCUCGAUCCAUUCCAGUCCGGCUUCCGCGCUGGUCAUGGGACCGAGACGGCUCUGGUCGCCCUAACAGAUGACCUCCGCAGGCAGCUGGAUCGAGGCGGGUCGGGGCUGCUGAUUCUUCUAGACCUGUCAGCAGCCUUCGACAUGGUCGACCACGAACUCCUGGACCACCGCCUUGCCGACGUGGGGAUCCAGGGCACAGUCCUUCAAUGGCUGCGCUCGUUUCUCUCUGGUCGGGGACAGAGGGUGGCGCUUGGGAGGGAAUUGUCAUCGCGCCACUCCUUGGUGUGUGGAGUGCCUCAGGGUGCGAUUCUCUCCCCGAUGCUUUUUAACAUCUUUAUGCGCCCCCCUCGCCCAGCUUGUCCGGAGUUUUGGGCUGGGUUGCCAUCAGUAUGCCGAUGACACCCAACUCUAUCUGUUGAUGGAUGGCCAUCCUGACUCGGCCCCAGACACACUGACCAGAUGUCUGGAAGCUGUGGCUGGAUGGUUACGUGGGAGCCGGUUGAAGUUAAAUCCCUCGAAGACAGAGGUCCUCUGGCUGGGACGGGGCGAUAUGGGAUUGAGGGGGCAACUCCCAUCUCUUGCGGGGUGCAAUUAGUGCCAGCAUCGUCCGUUAAGAGUUUGGGUGUAAUCUUCGAUACCUCCCUCUCUAUGGAGGCGCAGAUUACAGCUAUAACAAAGGCGGCAUUUUUUCAUCUCCGCCAAGCUAAGCAGUUGGCUCCUUAUCUCUCUCUCCCUGAGCUAGCCACUGUGAUCCACGCGACGGUCACCUCCAGGCUUGACUAUUGUAACUCGCUCUACGUGGGGCUGCCCUUGAGACUGACCCAGAAACUCCAGCGGGUGCAGAAUGCCGCGGCGAGACUCCUUAUGGGGUCUUCGCUGCGAGAUCAUAUUCAUCCGGUACUAUACCAGCUGCACUGGCUCCCGGUGGAGUACAGGAUCAGGUUUAAGGUGCUGGUUUUAACCUUUAAAGCCCUAUACGGCCUAGGACCCUCGUACCUACGGGACCGCCUCUCCUGGUAUGUCCCACAGAGAAAUUUACGGUCUGCAAAUAAAAACAUCCUGAAGAUCCCAGGCCACAGAGAGGUUAGGCUGGCCUCAACUAGAGCCAGGGCUUUCUCGGCCACGGCUCCAAUCUGGUGGAACGCUCUGUCACAAGAGACUAGGGCCCUGCGGGACCUGACAUCUUUCCGCAGGGCCUGCAAGACAGAGCUGUUCCACCAGGCCUUUGGUCAGGGCGCAGCCUGACCCCCUCCUCUGGCAAUCUGCACAGAAUUUUGCUUAAUGGUUGCCAUCAAUUUGAUUUUAAUUUGAUUUUAAUUAAUUUUAUAAUGAAUGUUUUUAGAAUGUUGGAUUAUUUUGAUUGUUGUUAGCCGCCCUGAGCCCAGCUUCGGCUGGGGAGGGCGGGAUAUAAAUAAAAUUUAUUAUUAUUAUUAUUAAAAUGGUUUCAGGUCGGUCUUCCUGUGUUGAUCUAUGUGCGUGCUUGGUUGGUACACUUAUGAACAUUUAACAUAUAUCUAAGACCUCAAAAUUCUAUCACAACAUUCUAUUCAGGAUGCGAACAGGGCUCCGGAACAGAUCCCGUUCGCAUCCCGAGGUACCACUGUACUAAGAAGCAGGUACACACUUUCCAAUUCACAUGAAUCUUGAUUACAUUCUCAAAGUCUGACACUCAGUCUUUACACAUAAACACUAAUUAAACACCUAAAACGCCUUGCAUUACUCCCCUUUUAAGACACAUUGGGACUGUCUUAUAACACAUCUCAGUUAUACCAUACAAGUUAUAAAUAAAUCCUAAUAUUUACUAUACCUAAACAUUUAGUACCACAUAUUUACUACAGUAUAUAACAAGAUGAAGUUAUGAGACUGGGGGUUUGAACAGGAAAGGGUAAUGGGGCUGAUACUACUGCAAAUGUUCUUUGAUUGUGGCAAAGUUGCCAGGUACCUCUUCUAUCAGAGAAAUUACAGGUGAUAUGUUUCCAUGGGAACUAAUUGUCAGGCAAUUUCCAUUACAUCUUCUACAUAGGGCAAAAUGACUCCCCCCCCCUUUCCCAAGGAUGAUGUAAUCUAGGUGUCUGUAUAUGAAAAGAGACACGAAAAAUGCUGUUUAAGACAAAACAAACAAAGACUGACACAGAAAGCUGAGUUUGAACUCUGUGUAGACUAACAUUUUAGGGCUGCCUCUCACUACGGAAGUGAGGUGGGAAGCGAGGUCUUUUUGGCUGCUGCCUGGCGGGUUCAAGCUGUAUUUUCUCCUAUGCUCAACCUAUUUCUAUAUAAAUUAACAAAUAUUACAAAAAUAUUAUAAGGUAACUCCUUCAAAAGGAAACUUAUCAUCAUCAUCAUCCGUAUCCCAGCUUUUUCUCCAAAGACCUCAAGGCGGCACACACAAUUCUCCCCCACCUCAUUUAAACCCCACACAACAACCCUGUGAGGUAGGUUAGGUUGAGAGGCAGUGGCAGUGACUGGCUCAAGGUCACCCAGUGAGCUUCAUGGCCAACUGGGGAGCUGAACCCUGGUCUCCCAGGUCCUAGUCUAAGCACAACACUAUACACUGGCUCUUCUGCUUACCUCACCUGAGUAAGCACUGCAUCCUUCAAAUACAGCAAGAGAUUGAACACUAUCAUUUGUGGACUGAAGAGAGACAAAGGAUUCUUAGCAUGUUAUUUGUGUUAAUUGCCUGACUGAUGCAAGGCUGUCUGUGUUUUCAGUAGCUGUUUUGUGAAUUACCAUGGUUAAUUAUCCUUGUCAGUACUUUCCUACAUAUCAUUUUCCUCUGACCUCACUGUUUUUAAUUCCCCAAUCUCAUACCAUGUGAAUAUAUAUACCUGAACUCUGCAUGUGUCUGAUGAAGCAAAUUCUAGUCCGCAGAAGCUUGUGGCAUAAUACAUUUGUUAGCUUUUAGGGUACCAAAGGACUCCUAAUCCUUUCUUUGGGUUUAUAUCCAAGGAGCUGGUGCAUGGGUUGUUCAAUACUAUAGCUGGCAGUUCUACUUUUUAAAAAUUGAUUUUUUAAUUUAAAGUAACAGCAUACCCAUAGAAGGAAAACAGAGCUUAGUAGUUGCACAUAAAAGAAAUAAAAAUAGCUGCUGAUGGCUGUAAUUUUAGAUGUUCCGAGAAAGGCAAUCAGUUGAAAGUGUCUCUCCAUAAGGUUCUAUGAGUCAAUGGAAGGUGAAAACAAUAUUCAAUUGUCUUAACAAAGUCAAUAAAAGUAUACCAUGUCAUAUAGAAGGUGUGAGUCCUCCCCCCCAUUGUACUUUAUUGUUUUUCCUUGACUCGUAUUUCUGCAACUUAUGAGUCAUCUUAAUGGAAAUGAAUGUAAAUUACUUAUGAGUAAGUGUCAGGCUCACAAUUUUUAAAAUAGUCUGUACAACCCAGUAAUGUUUACUUGGAAGUAAGUCCCAUUGUGUUCAAUGGGGCUUACAACCUAGAUAGUGUGUUUAGGGCUGUAUCCUUAAUUUACCAUUUAUUUGGCUUUUGUAAGGCAUUUUCACUGACUUCAGUGACACCUAAAGGAGAAUAGCAGAACUCAUUUGAUUCUAUUUAGAAAUAAAUGGGGAGCAUUGCCCUCAUGUCACAGACCAGCAUAUGAUUUCAAAGGGGCAAUUAAAGCUUGUUGAGAUUGUAGUGCUUUCUAUAAAUUAUGCUGGACAUCCAUCCUGCACAUCAAAGGAAGAGUUUGACUGUGACUGCUUUCUACUUGCUAUGCUCAGCAGCAUAGCGUGGUUUGCUGGUGCUCAAGGCGUGUGGGGACGCGGCACACCAGGGGUGCGAGGUGUGGAGGGUGAACGGAGCCCGCCAUGCCAGCCCAGCCCUCACUGCCACCCUGGCAGCUCCCUUUCACACUACGCCCGAUUAUGCUUCCAAGUUUAGGUGGGAAAUAACCAACCUGUGUUCAUAUCUUCCAGGAGUUCAGUGACACACAGGGCAAUGUGGCCCUUGUGAAUGGAAUAUUUCCCGUUCUUGAAUUGCCAUUUCAGGCAAAAAGACUGCUUAUUUCUGACCAUAAUGUAUAGUAUUUGCUCAGGAGCCUCUCUCUCUCUCUCUCUCUGUGUGUGUGUAAUGUUGAUCAUGCUAUUCUGAGUAAAGUUGAAUUGCCUUGCCCUGGAAAUGGCAGAAUACUUCUUUGUUGUACCUAUUAAGUGGAAGUAAACAUUCAAGUGAAAUAGGACUGAUUCAAGUGAAAUGACUUAGCCAUUUUGAGAUUGUGUUGGUAUUCCAUAGUCCAUAAUGAUCAUGAUGACAUUUUUUUCAAUUAAAGAAGAGCAUGUGAUAGGCAAACUUCUAUUUUCACUGGCCAGUUCCACUCAUUGUUAUAGCUUUAGAACUUGUUCUGCCUAUAAUCUCACUCUGGAAGGAACACACAUAUAUUUUUCUAAUUGAACAAUGAUUUAGCAAGUGGACAAGAUCCAAUUUAGCUCUGAAUCACUCCAAGAAAACCUUAUAUUCAGUGUUAUACCUAGGCUUUCUUUAGAUUGCUGAAGCAAGGACAGUGAAAGAGACAGGUGGGAAGGAAACAAGACCCCAAAACAGGGAAGGGCUACACCUCAAUAGAAGAGCAUAUGCUGCACUUGCAGAAGGUCCCAGGUUCACUCCCCAGGAAGGGCUGAGAAAGAUUCCAGCCUGAAGCCUGGAGAACUGAUGCAUGUCAGUAUCUAGUAGAGAUAAUGCUGAGCUAAAUGGAUUAAAGUGAUUGUUUGGAGGGUGGCAACAAAGGAGAUAACCUUUUCAGUUGCUGUGCGCUGCCAAAUGGAAUAUCCUCCUCAGCAAGGCCCACCUUGCACUAACAUUAAACAUUAUUUCCAAUGGCAAGUUAAUACCUCCAUCUUCUCCCUGGCUUUUAAUGGAACAUGAUGAGUUGGUUAUCUUUGGUGCCCUAUACCGUGAUGUCUAUUUUUGUUGAUAUAUUAUACCUGGUGGGUAUAAUUAUAAUCAUCAUCACCAUCGGUGGUUUGACUCAAUUUUUAAAAUGUGCACUCUUUUCCCCCCUGCAAGCCAAGAUGACAAAUUAUUAUUAUUAUUAUUGGGUGGUUUGACUUGAUUAUUAAAAUGUGUAUUCUUCCCCUCCUCCCGCAAGUCGCCAAGAUGACCACUAAUAAUAAUAAUAAUAUUUCCUAUAAGACAGAUUCAUAAAUAAUGCUCAUCCAGUUUUCUCCCAGGACAGGCGCCAAACAGACAAAUAAAACUGUAAUGGUGCAACCCUAUGUGGCCGCUAAACCUGCGAGGUGAUGCUAAUACACUCAGUUUCUGAGCAGCCGUAGCAGCCCGAGCGCACUAACACUUUGGAGGCUUGGCCGGGGCGCGCCCGGCAUCUAUACCCCUUCACGCGCAUGCGCCCUGGGCGAAUCCUAAACUCCUCCCCGCCUCUUCCUGAGCCUCUGGUUCGCCCUGUUACGGAGGUUGGCGCUUGCGCUUUUUCUUUCGGCGGGUGUUACUUCUCGUUCCCUCGCGCGUAGUAGUAGUAGCCUCGCGAGAGCGGCUCGUGAGGGCAGUAGCGGAAGCUCUCCCGGACACUCCUACUGAGGAGGAAGAAGGCUUCGCAGGGGGGAAGAAGAGGGGGCCGCUCGGAGCGGAACCCUGGCGGGCUUGCGGUGAGUCGGAGCUCCGGGGCGAGGGCGGAGGGAGAGACGGGGAAGAGCCCCAACAAGACACCGGAGCCGCCCUGGAGCCUCUGCCUUGAGGCUGACAAGGCGGGCGGGCGGCCCCUUUCCCCUCUUGUUCCGCCCCUGCCUGUCAAGGGGGCCCUGGCGCGCGCUCUUGCCAGCCUACCACUUGCAUGGGGGGGAGGGAAGAGUUUGGUGCGCGCCCCUUAAGAUUCUAAGAAAAAUAACUCGAGCUGAGGGAGGCGGGCGAAUGAAUCCUUUCCCCCCUUAGCCCAGUAAUGAUUCACUUGCCAAGGGGGCCAAAGUCCCCCCCUCCCCAGUCAAUGACUGUAUUCUGAGGAGUGGGCAUCCGAAAGGGGGCAUUUUGCUGAAUUCAUUGUUUCUUGUGUUGGUUUUUUGCUGCGGAUGAAUGUUAAUAACGUGCACCUUAUACAAAAACGGAAGUUUCAAUAAAUGCUUCAGCUUAUCUUUAGAGUGAUAAGUGUAAGCAUUGACUUAAAUGGGAUUCUGAUUCCUGAAGCCCGACCUGUUCUCCCGAACAGGUGUGCAUAAGGAUUGCUGUGUUAUAUUGGGAAACAGCUUUUGGGCAAAAAGAAAUAAAAUGGUGCCACGCAUUUAAAUCCACAGAUAUGACUAGCAAAUUCUAAUUUGACAUUAUUGCCCAUGCAUAUGUUUUGCAGAUGUCUGAUAGUGUGAAAGAGAACAGAUAGUUAUUCACAAACUAUGACUAAAUAUAUAUAUUCUGUUACUGGCACAAGGAGGAAAUGAACCAUAGUUUUUGCUGCUGAAGAUUUCACAGAACUUCCCCAAAUAGUAAUGAUGACAGGCUGGUUCCUUAGAAAAAGCUGAUUGACUUUACCACCUCUUGAGACCAGUUCUCCCUGUAGCAGUUUCUAGGAUAUGGUAGAUGGUAUAAGCAGUAUAAGUAAUUUUUCAACUGUUCAGGGUGCUUCAUGCAUACAAAUGGUGAAAAUGAAUACAGACCCAGAUUCUCCAGUGAAACAAAACUGGCAACUAUUUGAUAAAUCAAGGCAGCUGUCACUUUUAGCGUCUGAAGCCUGUGUGGGACAAACAUAUAUUAUUAAUAUAAGGGUGCUCUACUAACCCCAGGACGUGGGUGGCGCUGUGGGUUAAACCACAGAGCCUAGGAUUUGCAGAUCCAGAAGGUCGGCAGUUCGAAUCCCCGCAACAGGGUGAGCUCCCGUUGCUCGGUCCCGGCUCCUGCCAACCUAGCAGUUCAAAAGCAUGUCAAAGUGCAAGAAGAUAAAUAGGUACCGCUCCGGCGGGAAGGUAAAUGGCAUUUCCAUGCGCUGCUCUGGUUUGCCAGAAGCGGCUUAGUCAUGCUAGCCACAUGACCCGGAAGCUGUAAGCCGGCUCCCUCGGCCAAUAAAGCGAGAUGAGCGCCACAACCCCAGAGUCGGCCACGACUGGACCUAAUGGUCAGGGGUCCCUUUACCUUUACCUACUAACCCCAUAUUUAACCACUUGCCUGGUCACUGUAACCAUUUAGGAAUUUCAUUCAGGCAGCUGAGCAAACUACCAGAAGGUCUUUUCUCCUCCGUUUCAAACAAGCUGCCGGUGAAGCCAUGAAGCACUUCAUCCUUCCUCCAGCAACCCACUGUUUUGUAAUAUUGGGUGUGUAGGAGAUGAAGUUACCUCUUACACUUGUAACAUGGAAGCAAAUAAGCUGGGUGGUGGAGGGAAGGAGCAUCCUUUUCCUAUGCUGCCAGCCUGCUGGGUUUUUGCAGUUGGCAAUGGGCAGGUGAACCUCCUGUGCAUCUAACAUAAUGGGUUGGUAGCGGAACAAUUUGUCUUCCCAACCACCACGUUUUGGACACACAGGCAGAAGUUUUGCCUCCUGUGUCUCCAGUACAGAAAUGAAGUGUGAUGGUGGCAACUGCCCAGCUUGCUUAUUCAUUUAUUUUUAUUUAACAAAAUUUAUAUACCACUUACUCAAACUAAAUACUUCUACGCAGUUUACAAAAGACAAUCUAAAAUAUUAAUUAAAAAUACCAGUAAAGGCCGACAUUAAGAACAAGUUACAUAAUUAAAAGAGAAAACAAAUUCCAUAAUUUAAAAACUUGACUUCAAAGCUUGGUUUUAAGGUAGAUGAACAGGAUGGGACCUCACCUCCUGCACAUCUAGUGCAGAAACACAGCAGGCUGGUAGAGAAGGGAUGCCUGUCCUGUUCAUUCAGCACAUAAAUCAGACUUGCAACUUCACUGCUAGUUCACUAUGCUUCUGUGCUGACCACAGAAGAGGCAAAGCAUCUUCCAGCACACUUAAGCAUAGAAACAAGGCCAACAGCAGAGGUGGAUUUUCUUCCUCUUUCAUUCAGCCUGCUACAUUUCUACCCUGCAAACAAUUUUUAUUUGCCAUAUGAGUGGUUGGGAAAAGAAAUAGAAAGUGCUCCAUCCAUUCUGCACCAUCCCCUUGUAUGAUUUAAAAGUAGGGGAACAAAAAAAUAUCAGGCUAGUAACUUUGGGGGCUGUGCUAUUCUAUGAUCCCUGUGGGCAUGUCCCUUUACCUUUUUAGGGAUGGAGAAGGGGUUAUGCUUGCCCCAGUACUACUGUAGCUCUACAUUCCAUCUAGCCCCUUCCAUCUCUAAAUAAAUACAUUUACUACCCAUCUAUAUAUGAAGGGAUGCUGGCUUAUGAAUGGGAAGUUAGCUUUAUAAAAAAUUACUUGUUCCAAGUGAGUGGCUAAUAACUAAGACCAUUUUGGGGAGGAGGUAUUUCAGGAUAAUGUCCUCUUCAUCCCCCAAUUUUAAUAUUCAGAGUAUAGUGGCUUUCCCAGCUUUGCAUUAAUGAAAUACUUGAGCAAAAAUUUUUGAGGUGAUCUGUUAAUUUUUGUAACAUAUAUUGUUCUUGUGAUGUCUUAAUCAGUUCUUGUUAUUUUAAAAUGUCAUCAUUUCAGCCCUAAGUGAAUAAAACCAAAGAGUGACAGGUGUGAAUACAAGUGUGACUUUACUUGCUGCAGCAACUUUGUGAAUUUCUGUCAUGUAUUUAAAGUUGCCACAAUAGCCACACUGAUAGUUUGGUUUUUCUAGUAUUGCUGUAAUAGUUGUCCUGUUGGGUGCAGUGUUAAUGUUAAAUACUGUAUGCAGUGUUAAUUGUAAAUGUCCAUCUGAAAUUAAGAGUGAGAUUCCCCCCGACUACUUUCUUCAUUUUUUUUCUUAGUUGCUGUAACAUAGUUCUUGCAAGUCAACUCUUCCUCUAAGUAUGCUGCUGUUCUUUCCUUAUUGCUAUGUAUAGUAAGUAUAAAACAGCUAGGAUUAAUUUGGAUUGCUGUUUUGCAGGACACUCCCAUUGAAUUUAAGCAUUUUGACUUAAGUAGUUUGGGCUGCUGUUGUGUUACUGCUUGUAGGACAGUCAUCAACAAUUUUGUUUUCAGUUUGGGCUCUGAUUGUCUUGUAUUGAUAUUUUUCAAGCAUUAUGCUACGUGCAUAAUUAUCCAAUGCGUUCAACUUCCCUGAAUGAAGCUGCUUGAUGGCCAGUGGCAACCACAUAUUUCUGGCAAUCUCCCUGGCUCAAGUGCCGGGAAAAACUCAUUUUCUUCCCCAAGUUCUCUGUGUACCACAAAAGCACAAGAGUGGUCUUGCCAUGUUGUGCAAGAAAGAUCCUUCCCUCCUUCCAAGUUAUUUGUCAUGCAUAGAUUAACUGGUGGAGGAAAGGAGUCAGAAUUUCAUUUCACAGUAAGUUUUGGAGACAUUCAGAGGGAAUAAGUGUACAAUAAGAAGUUGGAGAGGGAGAUCAGUGACCACCACAUAUAAUAUAUGGUUGCGCAGGCCAGACAAGAUUUGUGGACAGGUGACUUUCAAGGGUCUUUGUUUGUUUUUUUUCAUUUAUGGGGGGCACAAAUUUUGGCUUGGCUUUCUGCCCAGGCAUUUAUUUGCAUUUACCAGUGGUCUCAUCCCUAGUAUCCUCUGCCUUGCACUGAGGGACUGGGAAAGUGGUGGGAGUCUUCUUUCAUUUAUAGAGGAUACAGAGAAGGUAACAAGCAGUGAGAGUUUCUUCAGUUCAUUAUAAGGUAUUUCUGCUGUUUCUUGCUUGAAAACUGCAUUGGAAAUUAGUCCUCCAGAGUAGGAAUCUGUGUGGACUGGUGUCUGAUUUACUGCUCACCAGAGGGUUGAGGGCACCUUCCCCUGCAAUCUGGUUAAUGGAUUUGUAGACAACUGGUAAUAUAGAAGAGUUACAAAUGAUUUUCCUAUAAGAAUGUGCUUGCAUGGAUUGUAUAGGUUUUAAACUCCAAUUCAGUGUUGGAGGUUUGCAAAACAAGGUGGUUCUUUUUCAUAUCCUUUUCCUAUCUGGUGUGUUUAUAAACAGUGCUGGUGAUUCAUGCAUUCAGUAAAGAUUUAUUGAAAUAAAUGAGGCUUGGGUUAUAAUCCCAAGCAUGCUUUUUCAAGAAAAUUCAUGGGGCUUGCUUACAAAUAAAUGUGACUGGGAUUAUAGUUUGAUGUGGGUUAGAUCCAGACUUAAUCAUCCAUUGAAAUCAUCAAGUUAAAUCAAUCACUAAGUUCAAUUUAUUUCAGUGGGUAUACACUAAAUAUUACUAAGUCUGGAUCCAACCCAGCAUGUGUGAGAUGGCACUUAAUAUGUGUUUUAAGAAAUACAUGAUUUUGAGAGUCUAUAUGCAUAUUGUAUUGGAAUGUCAUGAUUCAGGGGAUUAUUGUUUCUUUUGGUUGCCUUGUUUGGUUUUAGUUUAGUUGGGCAAGAGUCAAAUUUUAAUGCAGUUGGAUUCAUCGCUAAAUAUGAAUGUGUAACUAUUGGGGGGUAAACAAUACUGCUUUAAUUAUUGGAAGAAGUAGUGUGGCUUCUUCAUGGUGUGCUUUCGCAGGAGCACACUUAGUGAUCACUUGGGGUUUUUUUUCAUUUAAGGACACUUGACAUCAAGAAACUGGCGUUCAUAUUCAGCUGAAAGUAGUGUGCCUUUGUUCAGAGCAAACAUGGAAAGAAUUGGACUGCACUGGCUUUAAUCAGUCAUUACUUUUAUAGAAUAUGCGCCUGUUUAAAGAGUGUUUCCUCCACAGCAGUUCUGUUUCUCCAAAGCUUAGUAUAUAAGGAUGAAUGACUUGCGACUCUGCUGUGAAAUCAGAAGCAAAAACUAUUUUCUCUUUCAACAGCCAGCAGGGGCACGAUAUAGCUGAUAGCGAGAUAGGGACAGAUUACCGUAUCUUCCCCUCAUUGUAGAUGAAACUUUCCUGAACCCUUUCGACUCGUAUUUUACUAGUUAAUAAAAGUUUCAGCCCGACGCUAAGCUUACUCGGAAAUAAGUUCCCUCCCCCCACCCGAAUUUUAAAACCUAAGUAUUCAUGGAACGCUACAUUCCAAAAGAAAUCGGGGGAAAACCAGCCAUGAAUAAUACCAUAGGAAGUGUCGUGUGUGAGAGUGUCGUUCCUGUGUGUGUGUGUGUGUGUGUGUUUUAACCCUCACUGCAAAACCAAGUGGGUAGUUGACCAGUACUUGGGAGUUCCUCCCGAACAGGGGAACCCCACAUUACUGGGUGACUUACACGUUUCUCCUCGUCAGUAAUCGGAUAGGGGAAUCCUCCUGAUCUAUGACUUGGGGGUGGGGGGUUGUCGGAUUUUUUCGGGUAAUAAGCGCUUUCUCCUUGCAAGGAGGAGCGCCGUGCUGCCUGCGGUAAGGCAUAGAAGCCAGGCUUUGUGUGAUGCACGCCUCGCCUUCAAGGGAAAGGACGAGCGCUCAGCAGCAAGCAGCAGGAGCCGCUCUAGGGCUCUGAGGAAGGCUGGCUUGGCUUGGCUAGGGGGCGUGAGGGGGCCGGUCUUUUUUCUCUCUCCCUCCCUCCCCCACUUGCGCUUUUUUAAUUAUUUAAUUUGCUUCGCCGGCUGGGAGUGCGGGGCGGGGAGUCCUUUUUCCGGGCUCUGCUAUUGGCCGCAGCGAAUGCCACUCGGUGCUUCCUGGCAGCCCUCGGUGUGCCGAGCGAGCGAGGCUGCAGAAAGAGGAAGCGGCAAAGCGGAGUUGAGCUGAGAAGAGGAGGGAGAGGGAGGCUCAGGGCGCGGCCCCUGUCAUUGAUCCGGGCUACUUCCCUCAAUGCUCCCGUCUCUUCCUCCCUUCCUAGGGCGGAUUGGCCCUCGCUGACUCCCCCUGCCUAUGCGAAAGACGGAGCCAGAAGUUGAGCAGGAAGGGCAGCGCGGACGAGAGGGAAGGCUGGACCGGGAGCCCCCGGAGAAGCUUCAGGGAGAACUCCGUUCCUAUCCGCCUUCAUCAUCAUUGCUGUCCACGAGCAUGGAAGCCGUCGCCAAAUACGAUUUCAAAGCCACCGCAGACGAUGAGCUCAGCUUCAAACGGGGGGAUAUCCUUAAGGUAAGUGAUGCACAAAGGAGCAGAGAUUGCCCUCUUGAGGCUUUCCCUGAUAUGAGUCUCUCCGCCCCCCGCCCCGAAGCUCUAUCGCAUAAUGGGCAACACUCUUUUAUCUCUUCCCACACCCUUCUAAAUUUGUCUGCUCUGUUCUGCUCAUAGAGAGGCAUUUUUUUUUGAUGGCACAGCUGUUCUAACGUUGUAAAUGGAGUGUAACUUGGUUUAUGAUUGUAUAUGUUACUGCCUAGUGCUCAGUUAUUCCCUUGCCAUAUUUAAACCCCCGUUUCCCUCUUCUAGGUUUGCUGGUGCCAAAUAUCUAGAAAGAUUGUUUUGUCAUGAGUUAGUACUGUUUAAAAAGCUUGCACUGAUUCUACCUUGUGUCUGCAUAUAUAUAUUCUACCUUAUGCAGUUCACGGUACUCUAGUUUCAUUAUUUAUUUAUUUGGAUGGGUGUCAAAUAUCUAAAAAGAUUGUUUUGUCAUGAGUUAGUACUGUUUAAAAAGCUUGCGCUGAUUCUACCUUGUAUACCUUGAGUCUGCAUAGAUAUGUUCUACCUUAUGCAGUUCACGGUACUCUAGUUUCAUUAUUUAUUUGGAUGGGUGCACACAUAUGUGCAUACUACACUUGCCAGCUGAAGGUAAAGCAGGCUGCAGUCUAUGAGAUCUUAUACCACAGUGAUCUGUUUUAAGGUACCACAGGAUUCUUUUGCUACAAGAGAGUAACUGAGCUAUCCUGUAGAGCUAUCCUGUAUGUCACCUUUUGGUCUGAACUCUUGGUUUGGAAUUACAGGGUCUGAGAAGACUUAGACUUCUUAAAAAUCAGUAGUAAUGGUUCUUAGAAUCAGUUCUUAUAUUCAUUUUAUUUAAAAGUAAUGAUUUUGUUACCUUGGCAUUGAGUUACAUUGGAUUAUAUUGGCUUCUUCUGGGACGUUUCAGUUGAAAAACUAGGUGGAUUUAGAUUAUGGUAUGUUUGACCUUUGUAUGGCAUGUAGUCCACAGUUGUUAUUAUUACUAUUAUUAGUUACUGCCCUUCACCCUAAGGUCCCAGGAUGGACAAUCACAUAAAUAAAAUGGUUCCAAAAAUGCACAUUUCAAGUGUCAAAAGCUAGGGUAAAGAGAUAGGUCUUCAGCAUUUGCUAAAAGCUGUAUAAUGAAGAGGCAGGCACACCUCUGUGGAAAUGUUCCACAACUUCAGCAAUGCCACAGAAAAUGCUGUCUCCUGGGCCACCAUCCCCCUGAGUUUCUGAGCACUGUGGAGCAAUGGAGCCUCCUCUGUUGAUUUUAACACCCAAGGGGGUCUGUGGGGAAGGAGGGCAUCAAUGGGUGUAUAGUGAAGGCAAGCAGGAGUGAUUGUGUCAGUUACUCUACACAUCUCACCAUCCCGCAGUGAGCCAAGAGCCUUGACAGGAGCAUCAGCCAUGCCAGCUUGAAAAUCCCCCAAAGCAUUCAGAAAUCAGAUUCCAUCAGUCUCCAAACGUGGACCAACUCAAUGGGUCUCUUGCACUUUUCAGGGUAGAGUAGCUACAUACAGCCCAAACCUCACCAGGGAUUGGUCUGUCCAUGACAACAGACUCACAGCAAGCCCCUAUCAAUCGAGUAUUACCAGUCCUCUCUUGGGCAAAGACCAGGUGAAAGGUGUUCCCAGUUAUAUGUUGGACCAUUGAUGUUCUGAGACAGCCCCAUGUUUGCCAUGGAGGUAAUGAAGUGCUGAGCUAGCCCAUUCAGCCUCGGCAUAAAUAUUGAAGCUCCCCAACACCACCAUGGAGUCCUCCAGCACCACAUCUGAAAUUACCUUGGUCAGGGAGGUUGUAGAGCAAUGAGGUGGAUGGUACAAUAGCAACACACCCAUUCUCUUUCCCUCCCUCCCUGGUCCUGCACCAGAAACAUUUUCUUCAACCCAAACAUGAUGUGGAUUGGUUUCCUGGUGAGCGAGAUGGAAUUUUAUGACACAGCUGGAUUAACAUAGGGCCACCCAGCCCAUCCAUCCGGGUCUCAGUUGUACAUAUCAACUCUGCCCCUGCCCCUGCACCUACAUCAAAUGGAUGAUAGAUGUUUUAUUCUAGAUAGACCUGUCAUGUAGCAAUGACAACACCAAGCUGGGGUGGGGGGUGACUGGCACCCCCCGAUUCUGAAAUACAGCAGGCAAAUGUAAUAACACAGGAAGACCCUAAUCCUUCUGUAAAGGCUUAUAGAUAACAGAAUAGCAGUACAUAAUUUUGUAGGAACCUGACAAAAGUAGUAUUUAUUUAAAUAACUUAGAAAUAUUUACACCCGGCCUUUCUGUCUAUCAGACCUCCACAGCAGCUGCUGAGAAGUAAAAAUAAUGCACUGUAAGAAUAUAUUUAGAUGCAAGGGUGACUGAGGAAGGCAUUGGGGGACAGUGUAAAAAGCCCACUGUCCCAGCUUUGAUUAAAUUGCUCUACCAAAUAAAUUAACAUUGGCUAAAUAUUAGGAAUACAAUCAUUUGAUGUUGGGCUUGAAGGACAAGACAUGAGGUUGGACGCAGACAGAAUAAGUCAAGCUGGCUUGUCACUUGCCUUCACUUACCUCUUGUUCACAGGCUUUUUGUCUUCUUGGCAGGGUGAAUAAUAAAUAUUGGUAUUUUGAAUACUUCAGCCAUGAAUUAUGUUCAUAAUUUUCUUUCCUUUCUUACCAAUGAAAUACAAAAACUUUAUUUAAUUUAAACAAAUUUUUAAGUGGGACGUGGGUGGCGCAGUGGUCUAAACCACUGAGCCUCUUGGGCUUGUUGGUCAGAAGGUCGGCGGUUCGAAUCCCUGCGACGGGGUGAGCUCCCGUUGCUGUGUCCCAGCUCCUACCAACCUAGCAGUUCAAAAACAUGCCACAAAGUGCAAGCAGAUAAAUAGGUACCGCUCCGGCGGGAAGGUAAACAGCGUUUCCGUGUGCUGCUCUGGUUUCGGUGUUCCGUUGUGACAGAAGCGGCUUAGUCAUGCUGGCCAGCUGACCCGGAAAAACUCUGCGGACAAAUACCGGCUCCCUUGGCCUGUAAAGCCAUAUGAGCGUUGCAACCCCAGAGGCGUCUGCAACUGGACUUAACUGUCAGGGGUUCUUUACCUUUUACCUUUUUAAUGUUUAAGUUAAAAGCUUUACAAAUUCUAAAUGUUAGUAACCUGAUUCAUCGUAUUUCUUUGAAAUGUGAUGACUAAUAUACAUUAUUACGUUUUUGGAGGAAAUGGAACAAAAUGUUAGAAAAAUAGGCAUUGUGUUGAAGAGUAAGAUUCUUUUCAGGUUUCACAUUAAUGUGAUUUCUGCUUCUGUAUUGAGUACCAUGGUAAAGUUGCUUAGCUGAAGACAAUGCAUUGAAGUCUCACAAUUUGAAUAUGAAUUUGGCCUCUGCUGCAUGGAAUGUGAAAAUAAGCAUUAUGUGGAUCCAAGAGCUGGUGUAGUGAGUAGUGGUAGACUUGGAUUAAGAUGACCUAAGUUAAAAUCCUGACUCAGCCAUGGCUUGGCCUCACAAUAACCUAAGUAGGUUUAGCUCAGAUAUAACAACUUGGUUAAAAGCCAGGACUUUAUGACCAAGCAAGGACUGCAAUCUCUCAUUUUAAGCUAAACCCCACUGGCACAUGAGAGAGAAAUAUUUUAAGCAUUGCUUAUUUGCUGUUUUUAACACACCAGGCCCAGAAAGUGUAAUAAAACCGAGACUAUUAUCAGUACUAAGAGAAAUUUUUCAGUAUUUACUCCUGCAUAAUGAAAAUCAUUUUGAUGCUAUAUUUACCGGUAAGUGAAAGCUACUAAUGCUUUACAGCACAUUUGCUAAGCUAUGUAGCUGUGCUAAAAAAAAUGGACAUCAGCCUGUGUAGUGCAGCCAAAGAGUUUGCAUCCUACAUUCACUGCCUCUUGCAAGAAAUGGCUGUUGAAAUAGAACAAUUUAGCCUUAUUGAUUCGUGUGAAAACUGUGAAAUAAUACCUCAGUAAAGACUUUCCUGUUUCAGGUUGGUUGAAAAUUCAGUCAAGAGUUCUGGAUCCUGACAAGUAGUCAUCUGUGUAGUGAUCAUAAUUACACUCCCACCGCCCCAAAAUCAAUUCUCUUGUUCUUAAGCAUGCCCUUGCAGUCUGCUGAGAACAGUAAGAUGUUUUACAAUUCCUUAGAGAGUACAUCUGGAGGAAGGAGAUUUUAGAUUGUGAGGGUAUGUGGUGUGAGUUAUACUACACCUGGUCAUUAACAUAUUCCUCCUUUGCAAAUUUUGCUCUUUAUGCCUUGUAACUUGUUAAGGCUGAAGAUGGAAAUUGCAAAGAGGAAUAAAUAGAGACAGUACAGUGGUACCUCGCAAGACGAAAAACUCGCAAGACGAAAUAGUUUUCCGUUUUUUGAGUUGCUUCGCAAGACGAAUUUCCCUAUGGGCUUGCUUCGCAAGAUGAAAACGUCUUGCAAGUUUGUUUCCUUUUUCUUAAAACCGUUAAUACCGUUAAAACCGUGCUUCGCAAGACGAAAAAUUCGCAAGACGAAAAAACUCGCAGAAUGAAUUAAUUUCGUCUUGCGAGGCACCACUGUAUUAGAAACUGGGAUAUAAAAGCUAGGAGCCAAAUAGCUUCUGGGACCUGGGUUGUGGGUGCCAACACAGAAUGUUUAGUCGCCAUGGGGGGGGGGCUCGCCAACACUUUUUAUUUAUUAUUUUGAUAAGCAUGAACUAAUAUGCUAUUCACAUAAGUGACACAUUAUUAAUAUCACAUUUUAAGUAGAAAUUUUUAAUGCAUGUUUAAUUUGGUGUUUACAAUAAAUAUAUUAGUACCGUACUUCAGUUUCGAAGACACUCUACUCUUUAAUCUUAAACUCCUUAACAUAUUGUCUAUCUUUAACAUAUACUUUAAGGCUUCAAAGCACAUACAUUUCUGUAAUCCUUGAGUGUCAGCCAGGCACAAAAAAUGGCACCCAGCCUUUUUGAGGUGCUUGCAAAUGGAAAAUCUUUUGGCGCAAAAUGGGCCUGGCGCCCUGCUAAUUUUGAACCCUGAAUAGAGAAUAGUAUAAAUGAAUACAUUAUUUUAUUUAUUUUAAGAGUUAUACUCUGCUUUUUGAUGAAAUUGAUGAAGCAGUUUACUGUGUUUUGAAAUACAAAUUAUAGGUUUGCAAUUUUUUUUAAAAAAAAACAUUUCAUUCUUCAUUUGGCCACACAGGAAAAAUAUUAGUGAAUACAAGCUACUUCUGUGUAAAUAAAUAAUUAUAAUUACCAGUGAAUUUAUAAUUGGUGUCUGAUCAAACAGAACAAUGGCAUUCUUAAAUUGCUACAUUCAGAAAUGGUGGGUCUCUAUUUUUCUAAAAACGAAUUGCUCUUUCAUGUUCUUUGAGGAGAAGGAAGGUCUAUGGUACUGCUGUGCUAUGUUGUAUGAGUCCAGUCUGAUUUUCAGGAGAUAACUUGUCUUAUGAUGUCAUAUUCCCAUUACUGCAACAUACUCUUGUAUUCUGAACUUGAUUGAAUAGCAUUUGAACUACAUCCAUUAGCUGCUUGUGCAUUAGUAACCUUAUGGCAGUGUUCCAAAAGUGAAUGAAGAUAUUUAACCUUUGACUCAAAACUGUGUAAACCAGUUCAGUACUGGCUUGUAACUCUCACUCUCUCUCUCUCUCUCUCUCUGUGUGUGUGUGUGUGUGUUAGAAUGUUUUGUUUCUCUCUUAGAAAGUAGGCAGGAUUUGUACAGUUUCGUUGGGAAGGUCUGUGGUACUGUCCCAUGUUGUCUGGCAAGGAAAUCAGAAUUUUCUUCUUUGCUUAACGGAUGGCAGUGAUACUUAUUUAUCGCUUGUUUAGGCAGCAUGCUCUGUGUUUUCACCAAACUGCAUUAAGCUGUACAUGUUCAUAACUUAAAACAUUUAUUUCCUGUCUCUCCUACAUUCAGAAUAGUUCACAAUAACUAAACCUCAAAAAAAUCACUCUUAUUAAAAAAAAAAAUCCAAUCUGCAGCAGUUUCAAAUACAGAUUCCCCACACAUCAGUUUCCAAAUGCUUUCCUGAAGGGAAAUCUCUUCUCAAAGCCAUCAGCGAUGUUCUUGGCUCUGCCAGCCUUCCUAUAAUACUGCAGCAGCCACUGACAAAGCUUUGUGUUAUGCAGAGGUUUUUCUGACCUCUCACAAAGACAGUCUAGAAAGCAAUAUAUUAACUGAUGAUGAGACAUGUAAGAGGUGAGAAAGGGAUGUGGAUUGUGGGAGACACACAAAAAUCUCAAAUUCUAAACCAGCACCUUGCAUUGAGCCCAACAGGUUAGUAAUCAGUGCACUUCCCACAAUAUUGGUUGAAUAUGCUCCCAUCUCCCUGCAAUAUAAGGAAGUGAGUCAAAGUUUUAUAGAGCAUUUGAAGCUUCUGAGUCAUCUUUAAGGCACCUAAAGCAAAGUACAUUCACUACUACUAUCUGAGAUGACACCAUGAUAUCCUAAGACGGGACACAGAUUCCUGCUAAAGGUACGAUUGAAUUUGCCCUUCACUGUUGCUGCCACUAAUGCCUCCUGGCCUAAUCCUGGAAAAAUAGGAGCAAAUCUAUGCUGCAAGUGUGCUCUGAUACACCAGUAACCAUCCACUAGACCAGGGGUGGGGAACCUCUGACCUGCGGGCCAAAACUGGCCUGCAACACCAUUUUGAGGAAGCCAUGCCCACCUGAAUACCUGAUGCCAUACAUGACAUUAGGUGUGGGGCAGCUUAGGGCAGGGCUUCAAAGGGACAACCAGGAGCUUAAAGUGGGCUUCCUUUGCUGUCGCAAGGAGUUCUCUCAGCUAAUGGGCAGUUGGAGCACACUUCGCUCAAAGAGGGGGAAGUGGUUUCCACUCAAUGGAAGCUAUUCCCUCCCAAUGCUGUUCUUCUCAAGCCUCUCCAAGCUAUUCUUUUAAAUUUCAGAAAUUGGGAGUUUAAAGGGGUAGCACAGGGAGACUUGGAAAGUGAUCCUGUCUACCUGUCAAAUUUGGGGGGGGGGGUUAGUGGUUUGCGGAGGCUUUUUGUGUUCUUGUUACUGUAUGUAUUUUGUGUUCAUAUCUUGCAUUUUUAUGUUGUGAACCACCCUGAGAUCAUUUGACGAAUGGCCGCAUACAAAAUUAAUUAAUUAAUUUGGCCUGCAGAAACAGAGAUUUCCCCACUCUGCACUAGAUACAGGUCAAUAUAUUCCUUUCAUAGCUUCCAGCUCAUUUCCUGUGUAGAUCUUGGAAGUUGCUAUAUUUCAUAAAGAAUAUUUGUUGUACUUCUUCUUAUAGGAGCCGAAAUUCAAGUGCCUGUGGAUUGCACCUUUAUCAGUGCUGUUACAGCUAUUUUAUAAUUUGAAUGAGGGGUAUUUUUCAUUAUACAUUUAGGGUUCUCUGCUUACCCUGGGGUUCCUGCCUGCUGUAAUUGGGUUUGCUCUAUAUCUGUGUUCUCUAUAAGGUUACAAGAUGCUAUUCCUGAGAAACUGUAAUAUAUUUCUGGCAGAGUUUUGUCCUUUGGGUCUCCGUGCCAGCUGGCAACUUUCCAAGUGGAAAGUGUGCUGAUACUUUUGGUGUGGCAUAUGGUGUAGGAAGAGAGAAUGAACAUGCUGAUUCCAUCGACUGAUAAGGGCACGAGUCUAUCCCCAUCUCCCCUCUUUUAAAUACUGUGUGCCAUCAUGCAGUAAUAUGAGAGAACACUCGUAAUAUGAACAGGCAUCUAAAUAGCGCACCACAUUUUCACUACCCUACAAAAUAACAAUAGUGAUAAAAUUAUGGCGAGUAAUUAGAAGAUUGCUGAUGUGGAGGAGUUGAAGGUUUAUGAUCAGCUACCAUGACAGCUGAUGAAAGCCGGACAAUGAAUGUCAAAAGGUAUUUAGGAAUAUGUGAUGUUGGAGACUUCUUGCAAGUGACACUGUUCAAUUAACUGAUAGGGACUCCAUUCCUUUGCACCAUAUUUUAGUGAAUAUGAGUCAAUUCCUUGUGGACUAAAGUGAAACUAGAUACAAUUGUGCCAUAUUGGCCCCUUGGUUGAUUUAAUUGAGUCCUUAAGGCUUCUUACUCUUCUGUACUGAUGUCAGCUAAUCUUUUAAACUUUACUGUCAAAUGGUGUUCACGUGACAGUUUUUCCACUAAGUUUGUUCUCCUUCCCUUUAGAUUAGACGUCAAAUAGAACUGUCUUGUUUCCAAAGAGCUGGUGCUGAUGCUGCAUUUUCAGUUCCUGCUUAAAAGCAUUUCUGAAGCUUCUUUUAGGGUUACAUAUUUGUGGGAUGUGAGAUGGAUGUGGUGAGCAAAGGGCAGUAGGGCUUCCCAUAUAUCAUACUUCUCCCACCCCUUCCACAAUAUGACCUCCAUUAGUUGCUGCAGAUUCAUGUUUAGAUUAGCAGCCAAUUACACCCAUUCUAACAGAUUACAUUCAUUAAGGCAAAACUAAUGUGUUUUCCAUGUUGCAGACUUACAUCCUUCCAUUGAUGAGUGAUGUUGGGUGAAUCCUGCUCAGUGUGUUUAGGAUUUAUCAGUCUUCAGUACCAGAAUAGCAAAAUAUUUUAUGAUGGUCUUCAUCUCAAAAAUGUACUAUAGAUGUAAGAAUGAAAUUUGAGUUGGAUUUUUUUUAGCUGGGCACGCACACUUGUGUAUUGGUUUUUCCUUAAAUAUCUCCAUGACAGUUAGAGAAAGCAUUUUAAGUAUCUUCCUUGGAAUAGGACUCCUGCAUCAGUAAAAGAUACCUUCUUAAAAUUUAAUGAAUACCAAAAAGAGCAAAGAUAAAUAAUAUUCAGUCCACAAUUCAGCUAAACCCCUGAAAAGAACAUUUGAACGAGGCAAAAAAUCUGAAAAAGACUUCCUAAGUGGAGAGCAAGACUUGGAUUUAAUGUUUUUGAGAUUCAGGUAUAAAGCACUCUUACAGGAGACGGUUUCUGUUCAUAGCCCUCUUGGAAAAUAGUUUCUUUGUUUUUUUACUAGUCAACAACUAUAUUAGUCAUUAAGGUCUAUAACUGAAAACAAAACAGAUUAUAUUUGGCUUCAGCUGGACAAGCUAGCACCUAAUCUACUCUAUACCUUAAAGACUGGAAUGUUAGGUAGGAGUAAUAUGAAGUGCAUUCUUGGCUAUGAUCAAAGGUUAGCUUUCACAAUUCAGGAUGCACAGCAAUGUGUAUGCAUAGUUCAAAUGGCAAAUGAUAUUAAAUUCUUUGGCUUAAAGUGCCACAAAUUCACUCUGUCCACUGACAGGCACCAGUAGGAACAGAGAAGAUACAAAGGGCACGUUAACCUGCAUUUCUCACCCUCCCCUCCAAACUUGUGUCAGAAGACUAGGUUAUACAGUCAGUAGAAUUAAGUGGCAAAGUGCUCUCUUAAGUCCUACUUUAGACUUGACAGCAGAAUCCCACGUUUGUAGACUCCCCUUUGUAAAUUCCCUUCAUCUAGGGAAGAAAGCAGGGUGGAUUCAACCAGUGCUUCAUUGCUGCUCACACUUGGGGUGGGGGAAGCUUGAAGAGCUCUGUCUCCUCCUCUGUGUGGGAAAGUAGCUGAGUCCUUCGGAAUGGAGACUACAAACAGGUGCCUGAUUAAGUUUCCUGAUCUGCCAGUUACAUAUCCCCAUGUUAAGUUAUCAUUUGAAUGAUGGAUUAUGAUAAAUGGGAGUUUGACUGCCAAGUGGUUGGGGAGUAUUUAAACAAUAAGGUAAUCCGAAUAACAGGUAAAUUAGACGUGCUCUCAGAUGCCUCUCUAGGAUCUGCAUGUCCCAUCUCCCAACCCACUGGGCUCCUCAGCAGGAUGAAAGAGACUAUGGGUGCCCAGCUACUGCUCCCCCAGACCACUGGGACCCUUCUCAUGAUCAUCCUUCUCCAGCUUCCCAGUCUCCUCCCAUUCCUUCUCUACAUUCAACCACCCUUUCCAGAAUGUGUUUGCCAGACUCCUGACAGACAGGAUCAGGCAGGCCAAAGUAAAAUCAGCACAAGGCUGCACUCAUCUGGGACGAGCCUGGAAAACAUUCAUACCUGGUGUGGGGAAACUUGACUGCAUCCCCUUCUGGGCAAGUUUCCAGCAGCCCCAUGUCAUUGCUGAGCAGGGCCAGAGGCAAAAGUGGGCAGAACAGUUAAUGUGAAUUUUACUUUUUGCGCAUUAAGGUGGUUUCUUCUCAUUUGCACAUUACUCUUGAUCCUCCAUCUAGGCAAGCAAGAAGCAUUGUCACAAUUCCAAGGACAUGUUUCAGCCAGACUUGAGGAGGGUGCAAAGCAAUAUUGGUGUGGGAUGUGUGGCUUAAAAAGAUAUGUGGCCUGUGGAGAGCUGUGGCCAGGUAAAGAGGCCUGGAGGGCCACAUUUGCCCCCCAUCCCAGAAGUUCCGUAUUCCUUCUUCAUACAGAGACCAUUUUAUCCAAGUGCAAAAUUAUUGUGUGUGGUGUUUUGAUGAUGUAGGCAAAGCAUUUGUAUGUCGAAGCUCCUGUGGUGGUCUUGCAAGCCAUAACUUUGUAUUGGUAAAUGAAAGUUACUGCUGAAGUUCACCAAGAAAGACUUUGUAUUCCUCUGAAUUUAAUGUUAUAAUCGAGUAGAAGUUCCCCCUUCUGUGAACCUGAUUGUUGCGUAGUCUCACUUUAGUUUUUCUUUUUCUUCAUCACAUUCCUUUUUUAGAAUGGGAACUUCCAGAGACUGGGUGCUUUGCAUGCUUGCUGUGUUGCUUCAGAGAUCAAAGUAACUAGGUGCACAUACUUUAACCUACAUCUCUGUUCUGUAGGGGUCUUUGCUCUUUCAUUUCCUUGGCUGCUCUGCAGCUAGCAUUAUCUAAAAAGAGAGUGAGCAGUGGCAGCUGUAAACAUAAGGAUAAAGUCAGUCAUUUGCAGUUUCUCCACAUACCUAGAAACAUGAGCAGAGAACAUUUUUGUGUGAUCGAAUAAAUUAUUUAAACAGGAGCAAUAUGCUUCAUGAGCAAAUCUUCGUGAAAUUGCACAGGGGCCUAAGAACUGAAACUGCAUUUCUGGCCUGCAGCUAAGUUUAUUCAUUUGCAUGUAUAUAAUAAAGUAAGCUGACUCAUAAAAUGUCUGUCAAAUACUGGCGCUCAUCUUCAGGGCGCUUGACCCUGACACUUGACUAGCAGUGACUGAACAACUUUGAUAUGCUCUGAAGUACUGUAAAAUAAAACAGGUGUUUCCAAACAAUUGACAGUAUAUUUAAAAUGCUGUCAUUGCAUCAGUGCAUUGCAACAGUAUCUUAAUGGACAAACUGCAGUAUGUAUUUAUACUAUGGCAACAACUAAAGCAAUUUUAGAAAACUAUUUACUUGAAUCCAAUUAUGCUACAGUUGUACUGUUAGUAUUACACACUUCUUGAUUAAAAUGAUGAAUUCGGUUUCAGUGGGAGUCCAGCUUGAUACUUUCAUCAUUUGCACUAGAAUGUUACUAGUUUGAGUGUGAUGUGUGUAUAGAAACUUGCUCAUCAGGUAUUUUUCUUGGGGGCAGGCAAGGUUACUCUUGAGUUACCGUAUUUUUCGCCCUAUAGGGUGCACCAUCCCAUAGGGUGCACCUAGUUUGGGGGGGGGGGAAUAAAGGGGAAAAAAUCCCGCCGGAAAUAAAGGGGAAAAAAUCCCGCCGGUCUCCCCAGCCUUGCGGAUAUCUGCCCAAAGCCCGGGGCGCGCUCCGCUGCGCUCCCCAGGCUUCGGGAAGCAGGCUGCUGUCCGCAAGCCUUGGGAGCCCGGCGGGAAGUCGCGCCGGGCUUCCAAGGCUUGUGGAUAGCUUCCUGAAGCCUAGAGAGCAAGAGGGGUCGGUGCACACCGACCCCUCUCGCUUUCCAGGCUUCAGCGAAAGCCUGCAUUCGCCCCAUAGGAUGCACACACAUUUCCCCUUCAUUUUUGGAGGGGGAAAAGUGCGUCCUAUAGGGUGAAAAAUAUGGUAUAUAGGAGCCAACAGAUCUCAGUAAUUAUAGUGGAUGAUUUGGGUGUCUAAUUGAGAUCUGAACCAAUCAGAUCUUAUUUGUCUUGAUAGCAGGACCUAAAUUCAGCAAUGCCAAUUUAAUUUGAUGUUAUUAUGUUCAGUUUUCAAAAGCAACAUGUCUGAGGUUCAGUUGUUGAACACUGGUUUCUUUUUUAAAGGGUGCUGUAGUGGUUCUAGGGGUUGCUCGUCCGUAAGCCGGUACAAACACCUGGCUGGGUUGCCUGAGUGAACCUUUUCUGUCCGGACAGCCACUCACCCAUGGCUGUCUCAAUCGCUGGCAGAAUCCGUCAGUGGGCGUUUCUUAAACUUCUUCCAGCAAAGAAGCUCUUUGACGCCUAGUCUCCUCCUACUCUCUCUGCGCGAAUGCCUUCUGCGCAAGGAGGGUGUAGGCAGCGGAGGACCCCUACUCUCCCCGCUGGUCCCCGGCACGGAGUCAUGGGACCGCCUUGCCUCUUCCCCCAUCUGCCCCCCUUCUCCACUGGUGCUACGCUGAUUCUCUUCCCCAGAAGAUGGGCUGCCUCUCCCAAUCCCGGGACGCUCUCUGGAAUCCCUCUAGAUUUUGCUCUCUCCCUCCGGCACUGAUGGCAGUUCCCUGACAGGUGUUCUGUAAGAAUUCCCAAUUAACUUUCCCUCUGAGUAAUAACACAACAGAGGAAUUACUCAGUUCAGCAUGCUCAAAAUAGAUAACUAUAUCUGAACAGCUUGAUUAGACUCUCAAAUUAGUUUUAGUUUCAAAGCAUACCAGGAAUGAAUCAAGUAGAAUUGUCUUCAUAGGAAACCUGUUUCUCUUUAGUGAUAACCAUAGCUCAGAGUUAGAUUUGACCUGUGUGCAUGCAGAAAACUAACUGUGGUCUAUCAGUCCUCCAGGUAGUGAUAAUGAAAUGGAGAAAAUCAAACAAGCCAGAUUAUACCUUUAAGGCAGGAGUAGGUAUUUUAGCACAGAUGUGGGGAACCUUUGGCCCUCCAGAUGUUGCUGAGUUUACAGCUCCCCUCAUCCCUGGCUAUUGACCCAAAGGUAGGUUGCUAUUAUCACUCACCUUUAUUGAGUUGGAACUGGAAUAGUGACAUCUUAACUAACUGUACCAGUUCAUUGUGCUGCUUUGAACAUGACCACCUUUAAGUGUAAGAGUGUGUAGGAAAACUACAGAUGGCAUAUCAUGUCUGAUGCUGCAAACAAAAGUGGUCAUUCCUUAGUUAUUUCUUUACCUGCUUUCUGCUCCCCUCCCCACUGGAAUCACUGAGGAAUGAAGUCCGUAUAUGGAUGAGCCAUGUAAUCUAUUAUUAUUUUUAUUUUAUUUUUUGCUAUUUUGCAUCUUGUAACAUGACCAUUAAAAACAGCUACACUACAUCCAGUACUUCAUUAUCCAGCACUACUUAAGAUGGAAUCGAGUCCAAAUGCAAACACACAAGCCCUACUGUUCUGCUCCAGGCACAAACAGAAUUUCUAUACUAUAUCUUCUGUGUACUUCUCCGUGUUCCUCUCUAGCCUCUGGUGCCUCGUGGCUCAUAGUGCUAAGUCACAAAACUUUGAUCCAUGUAUUUGAAACACGGAAUACUAACCAGAUUCUUGUUGCUCUUCAUUAAAGCACAAAUACACUUCAUGGAGUCUCCAAGAAUGUAUGUGUAGACUUGGGUUUUAAAAGAUAUUCUUAAACAUUUAUCUUCUUCAAAAAAUACCACAGUGUAGAUAGGUUAAGGCUUAUGAUGAUAUAGCAAAAAGCCAUUAUCUAUUCUCCAAAUGGUAAGUCUAUAAAUUAAGAUUUCCGGCCCCCUCCCCCCAUGUAUUACAUUUUCCUAUGAGAAGGUAAAGAUUAUAAGAUAAUUCUGUCUUUCCUCUUACACGUCAGACUCAAUAUGUGCAGGAAAAUGUGUCCUGCUUGGUUCUGUAGUGCAGAACUAAACAGGCUUUGUUUCCUCUGGACUACUUUUAAAAGGCUGUUUUUCCAGCAAGAUCUUGUCCUGUUAAAAUGCAUAUGCCGUUGAAAAAUCAGCACAUUUGUGUACAAAAUGGAUCAGAAAGCCUUAGGCUUCUGCCACCCCUUCCCCCUCCCAGUCUCCACACAUUAGGACUUACCUGAGUUAUAUAGAUCAUUCUCAAAACCUGAAAAAUCUCUAUAAAUUUACUAAUGGAGGUGGAAUACUAGUAGAAUAGAAAGACUAGUGGUCUGACAUCACUAGCAUACGGUAUUUUAAAUAUGGGAAGCUGGUGUUAAAUGCCUUGCUUACCUAAAGGUUUUGUUUUUUGCAUAAAGCUAACUGUUACAGAAAAGAAUUGGUGAUUAAGCACUUGAAAUGAAGCUGUACUAGAGUAACUGGCUUCCAGACAGCUGUUUGACGCUCUGUUAAUUGAAUAGCUGUACUUCUAAUGAGGCUUUAUGGUUAUAUAUUAGCAGUGUUGUGAUAAACCAGCUGGGCCCAAUUGGUGUCUUGUCAUAAUGCCAAAUAUAAAUGCCUUUUUUAACACUUUCAGAUAAGGUGAUAUCACUUCAUUACAAAGCUACAGUGAUGUGAAACAAAUGCUUGCUCUUAAAAACCUUGGGAGAGCUUUUUAGGUAUAUCUGAUCCUUUACACUAGGUUAGACAGAAUGUUGGCUUCGUGGUAGUGGGAUGGUUAAAAGCAAGCAUCCAGUUGUUGCUUAAAUUGGCAGUAGAAGCAAUUGUUCAUUAAUUACUUUCCCAUAUUACACACGCUUAAGUUAAUGUCGUUCUGUGCAUAUAUUUUUUCAUGAUUUCCUGAUAAGGACCGAGGGAUAGCUCAGUCAGUAGAGCAUGAGACUCUUAAUCUCAGGGUUGCGGGUUUGAGCCCCACAUUGGGCAAAAGAUCCCUACAUUGCAGAGGGUUGGUCUGGAUGACCCUCAUGCACCCUUCCAAUCCUAUGAUUCUAAAGUAGUAGGGACCAUGAGAUUCAUACACCAGCAGGUGGGGAAAGUAUAUGUAUCAAGGACCAUUUAGGGCAUGGGUAGGCAAACUAAGGAUCGGGACUGGAUCUGGCCCAAUCACCUUCUAAAUCCAGCCUGAGGACGGUCCGGGAAUCAGCAUGUUUUUACAUGAGUAGACUGUGCCCUUUUAUUUAAAAGGCAUCUCUGAGUUAUUUGUGGGGCAUAGGAAUUCGUUCAUCCCCCCCCAAAAAAAAUAUAGUCCUGCCCCCCACAAAGUCUGAGGGACAGUGGACUGGCCCCCUGCUGAAAAAGUUUGCUGACCCUAAUUUAGAGUCUUAGGAUUGAGAAAAUGCAUCUCUUUGGCCAUUCAUGUGAGCUACAGUCUGUUAGACAAUAGAUUUGCCACUACUUACCUAGAAUAUUUAUCGGUACUUUGUUGGGCUGCUACUGUGAACCUACCUUGACCUUUGCAUGAAUAUAUGAGUGAAGGAAUCUUUUGGUCUCCUGAUUUGAAUGUUCCACCAAGGAGAGUGAAAUAUCCUACUGCUGCAUAGAUGUUGCAUUGACUUAGUCUCCAAGAACUUUAAAAAAAUUGGCUAUUUGAUGUUUUAUACAGAAAUAAAAAAGAUAGCAAUAAAGAAUGGCAAUAAACGAUCACUGUGUACUUGUGUGUAUGGAGGAUACUGAAGGGGGUGGAGGAGGCAGGGUAUAGGGCACAAGAUUCAGUUGGUUGCCCAAAAUAGUUGGGUAUUCAUUAUUUACACAAACAAGUCUGCAUAUACCAUUGACUUUUCCAUCCUUUUUAUACUUAUCAAUAAGGCACUUCCUUGUAGGUGGCGAGUUGCAUCAUGUCCCAAUGCACAAUUGGGGGAGAUGAUCUCUCCUUCCAGAACUGAAGUUUAAGCAUUUGACUACCAUCAGUGCCCACAGCAAUCAGUCACACCCCUCUGACAGGUUCCAGAGGGUUGGUACCUAAUUCAUCGAAAUAUCAGGGAUGUGUCUAAGACUAUAUUUUGCAAGAAUUUUCUUGAUCCUAUGUACGAUUGAAUAGUCUGUGCCUUGUCAUUUCUAUUGUGUAUUUAGUGCCUGUUUUACUAUAUCAUUCAUUUGAGAGCAUUCUCCUAUAUUUUUGGAAUUUGAAGGUUUAGCAAAAUAGUAGGUUCUCUAAAGGUUUUAUGGGACAUGACAGCAUAUACGAUAUACAGUAUAUGCAUGUAUGACAGCUAAUACCUUAUGUAUUAGCUCUUGCCUGCAAUUAAUUUUUUUGUUCCCCUAACACUGAGAGAGUGCGGCUUUUUAAUUUUAGAUCUUUACCGCACCCUCUUACAUUAUGCUUCCUUGUGUUAUUUACUCUUCUAGCUUGUGUCAUGGAAACAGUAUCUCUUGGAGGUGAUUUUACUUAGCCUCACAAAGUCAGUGGUGAUGAUGAUUGGUUCAGUAAAUAGCUGUGUGCUUUUAAUGUAGGCUCAGUGUGUGGGUAUGUUGCAUAUGAAUAUGAACUUCCUGAUAGGCUAUUUGUCUACCUUUUUAUUCCAUUGCUUGUUACAGUGAAAGAGGAACUCAGUGUGCAGGAAACAUUGGGUCAGAAGCUUCUGCUGUAUUUAGUAUUCUUUUUUAAAAAAACAAAAAGCAAACAUUAAAACAUUAAAACAUAAAUAAAGCUGUAAAGUAAAGAAAUAGUCAUUCAGUAAGUAAACAGGCAAGUGAAGUGUACCUUAACAAUAACAUGCCAGUACAAAUAAAAACCCAGAGAAAGGAAAACAAGACUAGAGUGGGCCUUACUAAAAUAAAUGCCAUAUUAAUUGUUAAUCAUCUUAGUGCUAAAUCUUAUAGAAAAGGGGUUGCUGUCUAACUCAAUCAACUCAUACGUGUUGUUCCAAAAAAUCUGAAAUUUCCAUUCUUGUUCAAAUCUAUUAAUCUUUUGUAUCCCUUCUCUUACCCAUAGGGUCAAAGUAAUCUUAUUUAGUGUUGCAAGUUCCCAUAUUGUAAUAUGUCACUGUUUUAGAUCCAGUGCUUUUUGUUUCUAGUAUUUAGCGUACGACACUCUUGUACUUGAAAAUUUACAUUGCCAGUGGAUUUACUGCUUCAUCUCUGUCUGGGACAGUUUUGGUGACAUGAAAAAUGAAGGUGUUAUGCAGGAAAGUAGCUUUUGACUAACUAGAUCAUGUGCUAAUCUUUGCUUCUUUCAGUCAUGUUUCUGAUUAGACACGAGUCAGGCUACUAUAGUAGAUAAAGUGCUGUUUUUAGACAGGGAAUACUUGCAUUUUAAUUCACAUUCAGUCAUAAAUCUUGCUGACCUGCUUUGGGUGAGCCUCUUGUCAUUCAGUUUCGCCUACUUCAAACGCGGGUGGUGCUGUAGUCUAAACCACUGAGCCUCUUGGGCUUGUCGAUCAGAAGGUUGGCGGUGUGAAUCCUGCGACGGGGUGAGCUCCCUUUGCUCUGUCCCAGCUCCUGCCAAACUAGCAGUUCGAAAGCACCCCUGUGCAAGUGGAAAAAUAGGUACCGCUAUGGUGGGAAGGUGAAUGGCGUUUCCGUGCACUCCAAUUUCCGUCACGGUCUCCCAUUGCUCCAGAAGUGGUUUAGUCAUGCUGGCCACAUGACCUGGAAAGCUGUCUGUGGACAAACGCCGGUUCCCUUGGCCUGAAAGCGAGAUGAGCGCCUCAACCCCAUAGUCGCCAUUGACUGGACUUAACCGUCCAGGGGUCCUUUACCUUUACCUUUUACUUCAAAUAGUGGUUGUAGGAGUCAAAUAAGAUAUCACAUAGGCACUUCCUGGAGAUCCAUAGAAGGAGGGUUGCAAAAGUGUCUGGGUAAACUAGUUACCCAGAAAAUCUCUGACAUUUCACCAGUGCUAAACCUUGACUUUUAAAUCUAUUUAAAUAUCUUACCUGACAAUGCAUCUUAAGGUAAAGGUAAAGGGACCCCUGACCAUUAGGUCCAGUCGCGGAUGACUCUGGGGUUGUGGCGCUCAUCUCGCUUUACUGGUGUAUGUGGCCAGCAUGACUAAGCCACUUCUGGCGAACCAGAGCAGUGCACGGAAACGCCGUUUACCUUCCCGCCGGAGCGGUACCUAUUUAUCUACUUGCACUUUGAUGUGCUUUCGAACUGCUAGGUUGGCAGGAGCAGGGACAAAGCAACGGGAGCUCACCCUGUCCCAGGGAUUUGAACCGCCGACCUUCUGAUCAGCAAGCCCUAGGCUCUGUGGUUUAACCCACAGCACCACCCGCGUCCCCAUCUUAACAGAAUGAAUGCUAAUACACACCAUGCCCUGAACAAGGAAAGGAUUCCAGCUGGACGUCUGGUUAUAUAAUGGGACAUUAUUCAACUCCUUGUAGAUUUUGGAGUGCUACAUGGGAGAAGAAAUAAAAAUGGAAGUCCCAUAAUGUGGGCAGAAGUGCAUUGCAGCAGAUAAUAAAAGGAAGAGCAGCUACAUUAUUUUUUUUUUAAUGACAAACAGAACAGUGCAGAGUUGCAUUGAAAAGAAGCACUGCCAUGUCCCUCUGGUAGUGGUUGCUUUAUUUAUUAAUUUAAACAUUUUAUGCCCCCAUUUAAUUUAACAGAAUUAUCAGGACAGCUCACAACGGUCAUAAAAAUUCUACCAAGAUUGAGAGAGAAGGUAAAACAGCAAAAAGUAAACUAUAAGCAGAGUGGUGUGGGGGAGCAGUAGCAGCUAGCUGGAAAGCCUGGGUUGGGUAAAAGAGUGCUGAAAGGGCAACUAAUUUGGUAUCAGGCAAUCUCCUGGCUAUCAUUUCACAUGUACAUGUUGUUAGCAUCCAUCUGUCUCAAGAGACAAUGGGGUGAAGUCAAACUGCUGUGUUACCAACACCGAAGUGAGCUCCCCAAGGUUCAAGCCUGGGCAUUGUGUAUGGAGAUCCUGGGCUGCAAAGAUGACAAGACACCCUUUCGGCCUCACUGAUGUGGUCCAAGAGGAACCAGAGCAAUGCCAGCUUGGCUGCAGGAUUUGUUGGAAGGAGGACUCAUGCAAGGUGCCAUCCAACCAUCUAAGGGACUCUGCUCCAGAUUUGUGUAGGGUUUACUACUUAGCCUUAUCUUCUCCCAAUGAUAUCCCACAAGGCAGUGACGGUUUAGGACCAGAGCUUUCCUUCUCCCAGAUGGGCUACCCUCUUAGGUUGGCAAGACCCAUUUGCCUCUCACUUCCCUCGACAGCAGGUGCAGAAACCGCCGCCUUCACCAUUGGACCCAUUAUUGGUCUCAGCCUGUCUUCACAUGCCGGGGAAGUCUCAACAAAAUGUAUAACUAUCAUACCAUGUAACUCAAAGUAUCAGUGCUAGAGUGCAGAUGUAAAUAGCACUUUGCACAGGACUAUGUAUAUGGCCAUUUAUAUGAGCAUCUUGUGAAUUAGCCUUAUGAGUAACUUAUUCAAAGUAUAAAGGUCAACUUUGCUGUCAACAUUGGAAUUCUGACUUAAAGCUUCCAGGCUUUUUUCCUCAUGGAAAACAAAAUAUUUCACUGUGCCAUCUUAGCAAGCUACAUAAGCAAUUUGGUUGUGUCUCUCCACUCCCAAUUUCUUUCUUCAUGUAUGUAGGCUCAACCAUGGAUCAUAGUAUGCACCAUAAAUGUUCUAAAAGAAACACAAAACACACUGGAGUGCUUGCAGGUGGGAAGCGGAGUGUAGUUUCUAAUGAUGGCCCUUUAUCCUAAUACCUGCAAAUACCAGGAAUGGCAGCAGAAUCUUACAUCUGACUGCUAUUUGGGAUAGAGGUAUAGAAAACCAGGGCAAGCUGAAAUCUUUUAUAGAACGCUGUUUUUUAUGGUCCAGAAACUUUUAUUUCAGCUUCAUUUAAAUGUAAGAUAUCUCUUAAUGACUAUGUUAAGAUAGACCACUGUAAUAGCCUUGAUGCAUAUUUUAAAUUAAUAAUUUGCACUAUGCAUUUCAAUCACUUGAAAGACUUGUUAAUAUACAGCUACAUCUUCAAAGCUGUUGACAAGUUGAAGAUAUAUUUUGGCUACUGGCUAGGCAAGUAGUAAGCUAGGAUAAGGACAUUAGUUAUGCUAAAAUAUCACCAGUAUUUCCCCCUUUAGCUUUUGAGUUGGCAGCGUGAGAUUAAUUAAGCACUUCUCACUUGGGGCUGCCUUCCUCAUGCUGUUUGUUGAUAAAUGUUCAGUUAAUUUAUGCUUAAUUUAGAUCCUCAGCUUUUCUUCACACUCAUUAACUUGCAAGAUUAAUUUUUAAAAGCAUAAAAUCUGGAGAUCAGCUUGGUGUUCAGAACUAGAUACUGGGUAUAUGAAUCACAUCAGUAAUUUUUACUAUUCCCUGUAUUAUGGGGGUGUGGUGAAAGACAGGGGUCUUUCUGACUUUUAAGGCCUGCUACAGAUAAACCGGUAAGUGGACUAGAAAUUAUGGCAUACAGUGCUGAACAUGGGUUUCAGUGGAAAUUUACAAGUAAGCGGAGGAGCUAGGGAACAGCAGAAUGUGCAUUGUUACACUUUUUUCUAUGAUUUUCUUAGCUGCUUUGUAUGUCUCAACUUGAAGAGGAAAAUGUGGGUUAUAUGCUUUACUUUUUUUAAAAAAGUGACAUGAUCUCAUAGCCUGAUUCUAGCUGCACACCAGUUGGUAGUACAGCUGCAUUGAGUUUAAGAGUAAAUCGAUGUGUGUGAUUUCAGAAUGAGAGAUUUUAAAAAAUAUGUUUAAAAGCUGCUAUUGCCUAUACAUUUAUUCUCUUAUUAGGAGUGUUUACUGUUUUAGAGUCUUGUGAUAGUUUUCUAGUGCAAGCACCUGCUGUAGUCCAUAAGCAAUAGCAUAAUGUUGCAUAUAUCUUUCCAUACCUGUGAUUAAAAAAGAAAAUAACCAACAGGCUUGUUCUGUUAUACAUAAUCUAGGACAUUCGUAACCCUCUCCCUGGUGCAAAUAGUUAUGGACAAUACAUUCACUUGCAUUGAUCUCUUAUUAUGUGUCUCUCCCUUCCUUUCUCCCUUUCCAAAAUGAAUUUAGGUUAUAGGCUUCUUAGGGCACAGGCCUGCCGUUUGCUUAGAUUAAUUCUGUAGUGCAGUGUUUAUACUGAUGGCACCUUAUCAAAAUAGUUCUAUUUCUCAAUAAUGCUAAUCUUGCUUGGGAAAGGUACCUGGUUUAUUUUUGCUGGUUCCCUUCAGGAAACAUUCAUUUAUUUCAAACACUUGAAAAUGCAUAAUUACUGCCCCCUUCGUUAGCAUACCAGAAUUCUGUAUGCUGAGUUGAUACCUGACCUAGAACACAAAAAUGUUUAGCUAGGGUUUCUGUUUUAAAAUCAUCCUUGGAGGCUUGUGAGUAGCAAUAUAUAGGGCCAGAUUCAACUGCCCAUUCUGCAUACACAGAGAGGGGAGGGGAGAUUUUUCCAUUGGGCAAGCAGAAAUCCUAGUGCUGACAGAACGAUCUCCUUAGUGCUACAUUGAACUGCACUACAUUGAACCGCACUGUUGAUCUGCAGGGUUAGUAACCUGCCAAUUCAUAUUGUACUAGUUUGUUAUUUGGCAGUUGUAUCCAUCUUUGAAUACGAAAGUUGCUUUAAUAAUCCCGUUUCUCUGCCAAAGCAGCACUAUAGAAGUAAAGGAAAAACAUGGGCUACCUCACUUAAAGCAUUACAGCAUUUCCAUAACCAAGGAGGGAAAAAUACUAACCUUGGGAAAUGAUGGCGUUGAAGAGCUGGAAAAAGUUUCGGAAUAGCAUAAGAAAAGCAUGUUGGUGUUUCUUUGUCUUGGCCCUAAUAAAAUAUGAGCAGCCGUUAAAGCCUACACAGGUUAGGCUUGACAGUGAGCGCCACUUGUGUGCUUGUACACACAGGGCAUUUUGAUUUAUUGCAGAAGUACUUUGCAGAGCAGAUGUGUAUAUAACGGGUUGGCUGGAGAUGGUCUUUUGAUCAAAUGUUGAUAACAAAUAGAGUGGAAUGAGUGAAGAUGUACCCAACCCAGGAAAGGUUACUGUGGCAUAUAUUAAUUCAACCCUGAAAACUAAGUUAUUGCAUAAUUCGUGUAAAAUUCAUGAUGGGCACUUUCAAGACCAAUGUGAAGGACAGGUUUCUGGGCGGCGCUUUAUGAUUUAAGGGAGAGCUAGAGAGAGGAGGACACAAAUAAGAUCAGAAAAUAACUCUUCCUUGAAUCAUUAUAAUCCUGCUUCUCACAAGGCCCGAAAGGUGUCGUUUAAAAAACUUCUCAGUAGUAUUAGAAGCUUCUGCGCCAUCUGUAGUAAUACAAAUCUGUUGGACAACUUUGGAAUAAAUUCUUUGUGUUCUUCCCAUUAUAGUGAAAUUGGGAAUUCACCUAUAAUAUGGGCAAAAUAGACAGUGAAUCUUAGCUAUUAUUGUGUCAAACUUGAUUGCGCUAGUUGUUAAAUUCUUUCUGUAGCUUGAGUUAUUGCAGCCCAGACAUAAGUCAUCAGAGAGCUACUUUUGAGGCAUUCGUGCUUCAGGCAGUUCCUGUGAGCUGCCAUGCACCAGCUAGGAAUGUCGUGUUAGUAAAAAAAUCUGGGUUGCUUUUUGGCAUUAGCACAUGUAUAACAAGACUUUACUUUGAAACAUUCAUAAGAUAUGAAUAGAAAUUCAUAAUGUUUGAAGAAUACUAAAUUAUUUCUUACCAACUUUGGAAGGAAAAGCAUUCUGGUAUACCAGAAUGAUAGAAGGUUCAUAAAUAUAUGCUUUUAAAAAAAGUAGGGUUAAAAAAAAUAAUCCUAUACGGGGAAAGUUUCUUGGCUUGACACUGUUCCAAGAGUGUAAGAAAUCAAGCCAGCAACUUGGUCAACUUUCUAUAUCUGUAUUUUUUUAACUUCUCUUGCAAUGUGUGAAAAGUUUCUAUAUGAGCUUUUAUAAAGUUUGACUGGCUGUCAUGCUUCUCACCUUAAAUAAAAUCAUAAUAGAAUGAAGGCAAGUUAUAAAGUGGAUUACACAGCACAGAUGCCCUACAUAAAAUUAAGAUGGUUGCCCAGAAAAUGGUCUGAACACACACAGGACUGCUGCAGGACUGACACUUUAAGCUUAGAGGAAGAAUUUGGUAAAUUAGCCUAGAACUGUAAAUCUAGAGGUCUGCAUUUGUUCUUAGACAGUUCCUUUGCAACCUGACCAUGUCUGGAGCUGUUAAAGCACCAUUUCCUUUUCUCACUCCCACUCUCUUCUUCCCACACCUGUGCGCUUUUUCUCCUGCAGCCUUUGAUGGAUCAUAUCCCAAGUAGCAUUUCUAAAUAAAUGGAAACUAAGUCCUGCGUUUUCCUCUUGGUAAGGCCAGUUCUGCUUGUCAGAUGGUUCUCAUUGUAAAAGCGCUGCUGGCGUUGAGAGGGGCUUAUUCUGAUUUUCCAUAACCACCCCCAAAACACUUUCCCAGUCCUGAAUGCCUUUCAUAAUGCAGCCUCCCCAUGGCAGCUAUUUAAAACUGCCUUCAAGUGUCAGCUGUUCCAUGUCCCCUGUAUUGGCCUGCAGCAUGAUAGAGCUUCGCAGUGGGAGCCUCACUGCAUUUUAUGUUAAUACAUCGGAAGUAGUUUGCCGCAUCAAGCAAUUUCCACAUAGGAGUACUCAGUGACUCUGAAUAGAAGGAGGUGGUCCUUAAAAGUAAGUAGAACUGUAAGUUCUAGGAAGCUGGAUAGCAUGGACAUAAAGAUGCAAUGAUAAAAUUGUAAUAAAGAAACUCCUGUGAGGGGGCAUACAAAAUCAUAUUACUUGUGACCAUCCUUUUAAUCAACUGAUGUACCAUAAUGGUUGUAGAGAUAAUAUGAACAAGGGCUUUGUGGGCAAAGAAGGAGUCUUGUGAUAGAAAUUGCUUGCUCUGGACAUAGCUGUUUACUAUAAAUCUCUUUAAGUUGUAUCCUUGUUUUUGUCAUACUUUUGGAACAAUUUAUUCAGCUACCCAUCAUCCUUCCUUCCAUUUCUUGAAGGAAUAAAAAAAUCUUACUGUGUCCAUCUUAUUGUCCAUUAUAGAUAUAAAGCACCUCUGCAUGUUAUGAUGAGCCACAAAUCUCAAAACAGAAUGCAGCCUGUCCUUGGCUGAAAAUGGGCCAGUGCUGCUGUUGACCUACAUUUCACAUGCAUUUUAAUAGAGAAAGCUGUCGCUGGCUGCUUUGAAAGCCUCCUUUGCUGCAGUGUUGUGGAUAGCCAUCAGUCCCAUUUGUUUAAGCCCUUGAGCAAGAAAUGAACUUCUCCGAUUUGUUUACAUCCCCAGUUAAUAGUUGGCUUGGUGUUGUCCAUGUGGUGGAAGAGGUAGCUGGAGAAGGUCAGAGAAAAAGCGAAGAAGCUGAGAUGCAGUAAUGCAGUUAACAGACUAAAGCAUUGGUGGGCUUUAGCAACAAUUAUUUUAAAAUACAGUAAUGAACUUCGAUUAGAAGUGGAUAUGCAAAUUCUACACUUUGGUAAAGUGGGUAUAUGUAAUCUUCUCUUACUUGUGGUCUGAUUUGCUUCUAUAUGCAUGGUCCUUUAUUUAAUAUGAUUUUAUAGCAUCUAAUAUUAGGAUUCAUAUUUAGAUUGCGUGAACUACAGUUCUGAGUUUACUACUGGGUUGCAAAAUGAUGGCAAUAUAAUUUUAAUGUAGUUUAAGACAACUUUUCUUAGGAGUAACUUUGAAGAAAAUAGAAACAAUAUUAUGCCACUUACUUCCCUGUGGGGCAACAAAAUCAACACACACACAAACAGAACAAAAAAAUAAUAAUCAAAUGUUUUCUCCAACCAAGUCCUACUCAGAGUAGGCCCAUUUAAAUAGAUAGGCCCAAGUUACUCACUGAUAUUUGUGUGACAAGUCAAUUAGUAAACAAUUAAUGUGGCUUUAAAAUGAAAAUUAAUGUUAAUCAGAACACAGAUAGCAUUGCUCUUUUAAACUAAGAAAAAGUUUAGUUUAUAUUUUUCUUCUUUUCUUAGUGCUGGAGUAUAGGCAGGUAGUUAAUUUUGUGUGCCACAGACUUUUAUACCUGCAACAUAAGUGAGAUCCUACUUUAUACAGCUAUAUGUAGAAAUCUCAUUGCAGCUGUUCUUCAUGUAAUAACAUGGGAAGAGACAAAACUUACACAUGGUGAGUAUUUUGCACUUCUGUACUGAUCCAGUCGUGCAGGUGGAUUUGCAAUAAAAUUUAGGUCUUCAUCUGUCCCUUUGGAAAAGUAACAGAUUAGUCACGUUCAUGAAUUCUUCCUUGUUGGCUUUGCUGUUUGUUAAAUAAACUAUGCCAGACAUAGUUCAGCCAUCUUUUCACUACAUAUAAGAACCCCAUGCCCCCUCCCCCCCCCCAAAAUUUUUUUCUCUGUCCUCUUGUUUAGCUACAGUAUAGCAAACCUCUGAAAAAAAGGAUUUACAUAAAGCAGUGUUUAGACUCUUUUCCUUGAGCUGCAAUUCCAUGGCAUACUUGAUCUUUGUUGAUGACCAUAUGGCAUGAUUUUGUGCUUGGAUGCAAGCUUAGGGUUGGGUGUAUCAGCCAGUCACUUGUAAUGAAUACCACUUCUGCUUGAUUUCCGGAAGGAAAGUCUGCAUUGAAAUAUAUGAUAUGAUAUUCGGCCAAGAAGAAAUGUAAAUUUCUGUUGUAUAAACAUUGUAAGAUUUAUCAGUGUUAGUGGGUCCUCCUAGUUUAAUGUCAGACAAUGCACACUGUUGCAGAUUGCCUUUUUGACCAAGGAGCUGGCAAAACAUGUUUACUUGCUUUUGCAGGUCGGGGAGGGGGUAAACCUUGAAAAGCUGCUUAUUCUCGGAAAUUGGCCUGUUAUCCCUGUCAAGCUUCUCCGGUUGUCUUGGAAUGGAGUGAUUAGGCAAGACCCCAGCUGUAUAUGUGUGAGGUAGAUUAUGGUAAUCGUAUUAUUCUCAUCUCAUUCCGUUAAGUGUUCUAGGUUUAGAGAGAACUCCCUGCUUUAACCCCUUCUUCAAUAGCUGUGAAAAUAGUGAUAGCUGGAAAUAACAAAAUUAGGGUACGCUUGCUUUUUCAAAAUACAGACUGGUAAGCUAGCCUCCCUUUUUUGGUAAGCUCAUUUUUACGUCCUUUGUAAGUUGUGUUAGCUAAAAGAAAUCUAACAGUUAAUAUGGACAAACCUCAUAUUGAGCGAUGAUGGAUAUCUGUUGGAAUAGUCUGUUAAUGCAGUUCUGAUGGAGCAUUUUAUAUCGCUUUUUAAAUAAUAAGACUAUGUAAGCCAAAAUGUUUGAGCUCAAGUAUGUGUCCUGAUUUUUGAAGAGUAGGGAGGAAGCUUGAGCAUACUCUUUUUAUUACUGGUUUCGGCCCAGUAUACCUGAAGGAGCAUCCCCACCUCCAUCAUUCAGCCCAGUCACAGAGGUCCACUUCUAAGGGUCUUCUGGUGGUUCCCUCACUGCAAGAAGUAAAUUUACAGGGAACCAGGCAGAGGUCUUCUCAGCAGUGGCGCCCUCUCUGUGGAAUGUCCUCUCAUCAGAGGUCAGGGAAAUAAAGAAUUACACAACUUUUAGAAGACAUCUGAAGGCAGUCCUAUUCAGGGAAGUUUUAAAUCUCUGACAUUUUAUUAUGUUUUUAUAUUUUGCCAGAAGCCGCCCAGAGUGGCUGGGAAAACCCAGCCAGAAAAAUAUUAUCAUUAGUAUUAUUAUUUGUCUUGAUCAAAUAUACAAAUCUUUAGAUUGUCCUAAGUUUGUAAAACACAGUAUUUUGACUGAGCCCUUAUAAAGCAGGGAAGGUGAACUUUUUUUCCAGCCUGAGGACCGCAUUGAAAGUCGACCACUCCAAUGAGGGCCUUAUGCCCUCUGUCACAAAAACAGCUCCCUGCUUCCCACCAUUGCAGUGGUGUGAUGAAGGGCACUGUAUUUUGUUGUUCACAGAUCUUUUGGUGAAGAGUAAAAGGCAGCAUUUCCACUCCUCUCCAUUGCAGUGUUGCAGUAGGGAGGAAGAUACUUCCUUCUUCCUUUCCUUGCAAAUGUGUUCCUUCCCUUUUUGUGCACUAGCACAUCAGCACACAACAGGAAGAAGAGGAGCUUUUUGCAAGGUCAGGAAGAGGUGCCUUUCAGAAGGUAUCAGUCGGUUUGGUGGUCCAUUUAAAAUGGCUUGGUGAGUUUGCUCUUGCUUGAGGAUUUGCCACCCUUGUCUUAAAAAAAAAAAAUAGAUCAAAGGAGAAAACAGUAGCUUCAGUAGUUUUUCCCGCAUGCAUGUCUUUGAAGGGUUACAUGUAUGUCAUUUUCAUGACUAAAGAGUUGUUUACUUCAUACAGUUUUGUUUCACAGUUAAAACUAGGUCAGCAAUAUAGUCCCAUGCCUCUUGAGCAAUGGCUCUUUAAAGCCAUGUUUGAGGGUUUACAGAAGCUGCAUUUAGUGGCAAAGCAUGAAUUGUCUUUGGUAGUUGCUUGGUGACAUUAAGGGGAAAUGGCUGGAAAGAGGCAUGGAUAUAGAAAGAACACAUAAAUUAGUCGAUGGAUAAACAAGCUCUUCACGUGGUUGUGCAAAGAAGAUUAUCAUCAAUGUCAUCUGAAAGACUAUUUGGAUCAAAGUCACUUAUAUUGGCAUGACCAAUUUCAAAAGUUGUGCCAAAGCAUAUGGAAAAGACAAAUGCCUAAGAGCAGGGGUGGGGAACCUCUGGCCUGUGGGCCUAAUUAGUCCUGGCCCGGGUCCCAGAAUAUGUGACACUGGGUGUGGGGCAGAACACAUCUCCAAAAGAGCCAAACAAGCACCUUUUGAAGCUUCGUUCUCAACUGAUUAGCAUUGACAGCACACCUUCUUCAUAGAGGUUCACUGUAUCAUCGGAUCAGCAGUUACAGCUCACCCUUUUGAAGGUGCCACAUGAUGUCAGUUAAUGUAUCUCUUUACUCUUUUCUACAUGUGUCCACUAAAUACAGCUUCUAUAAAUCCUCAACCAUGGUGCUCCCUGCCCCAAUCAAAGUUGACCCAUACUGGUGGGGAAGGCAAGUAUCGGCCCGUUGGCCAGAUCCAGUUUCCAACCCCACCUAAGAGUUCUGAAGGUGCCCAGAAGGUAGAUAGAGCUACAUUAGUCCCAUUAUCACAUUCUUAGAUAUUUGAUCAGUGUCAGUUCCUGAUUUGGUUACAGGAAGCUGAGUGUGGUGAUGGUAUCUUGGUUUUAAGUGCUGAGAAUUCUCAACCUCAUUAAUGUUGAGCAGAAGUGGUAAUCCCCCUAAUGCAAUACUAUGAUAGUAAUUCUAGUAGGAAGGAAAGGGAAGGGAAGGGAAGGGGGAGAAGGCAUUCAGACUACCAAACUUGGGAAUGGUGGGAAUGAAUUUUAAGAAUUUGUGUACUGAGUUUAAAACAAAGGUUUAAGAACUUUAAAGAUAAUAGAAACUGAUGAGCUUCUUAAUACCUGUAUUUAUCCUUAUGUUCUAGUUGGGUCCAUCUGUAAUGCAUGGCUAACACUUAUAUUUCAUUGUUGUUGUUGUUUAGUCGUUUAGUCGUGUCCGACUCUCCGUGACUGCAUGGACCAGAGAACGCCAGGCACUCCUGUCUUCCACUGCCUCCUGCAGUUUGGUCAAACUCAUGCUGGUAGCUUUGAGAACACUGUCCAACCAUCUCAUCUUCUGUCGUCCCCUUCUCCUUGUGCCCUCUAUCUUUCCCAAAAUCAGGGUCUUUUCCAGGGAGUCUUCUCAUGAGGUGGCCAAAGUAUUGGAGCCUCAGCUUCACGAUCUGUCCUUCCAGUGAGCACUCAGGGCUAAUUUCCUUAAGAAUGGAUAGGUUUGAUCUUCUUGCAGUCCAUGGGACUCUCAAGAGUCUCCUCCAGCACCAUAAUUCAAAAGCAUCAGUUCUUCAGCUAUCGGCCUUCUUUAUGGUCCAGCUCUCACUAUAUUGCGUAGAAAGCAUAAUAGAAGCAUGUUCAAAUGACUGCAGGGCCGGGGGUCCACAUCACCUUGGUUUAUGAAGGGGCUGUGCCAUUCUACAUUAUAAUGAAUUUAUGUGGUCUGUAACUCAGCUGCCUGGGGGAAAAGCACCAGCUUUGUACAUCCCAGCUGCAGACUUCAUUAAGUUUCUAGCAACCAAACAAUUGACAAUCACAGCGGCCUGGCAUGUUCCGUUUAUUUUCCCAGCAGGAACUUAAAAUAUAUGGGGAAGAGAUUGAGGUGAACAAGAAGAUGUGCCAGGCCAGUCACCCAGGUGAAAAGGAAAGGGGCUAACACUUCUACUUUAAACAUCUCUCUCUGACACUUGGAAUGCUUUUAGCAGAUACCAAUGUAAGCACAAGUUAGGUUUCGAUUAAAUUUAGACCACCUCUGGCCGAAUUUCGUGUCAUGAGAAAGUUCUUGAGGUUUUUACAAAAUAGACUGUAAGCUCGUGCACACAUUUGAGGUUGAUGUAAACAAAAAGGGAGGCUGUUGGGUUUUUAAUACAGUGGUACCUCAGGUUACAUACGCUUCAGUUUACAGACUCCACUAACCCAGAAAUAGUACCUCGGGUUAAGAACUUUGCUUCAGGAUGAGAACAGAAAUCGUGCUCUGGUGGCAUGGCAGCAGCAGGAGGCCCCAUUAGCUAAAGUGGUGCUUCAGGUUAAGAACAGUUUCAGGUUAAGAACAGACCUCCAGAACACAUUAAGUUCUUAACCCGAGGUACCACUGUAUAAGUAGCAGCAGUUUGCUGCUGAACGGUCUCAGAGGUGGGAGGAAACAAGAAUAUACCAGGAUAUAACACGUACAAUUUGAAGAGUAAGGAAAAACUACCCAUGGUAAAUAACUCAAAAAUAUAGUAUGUACUUACUAAGCUGUAACGUAGUUGCAAGUUUGGGCCCUGAGCAGACAUUCAGAAUCUGAGAUGGGGAGCUGCUGUAUAUAUAUUACUAGGAUGUACCAAAGUAUGAACUGAUAUGUAUGUUCCCUGAAUAAAUGCUUUAUUCCUCAGUUUCACUGUUAAAUGUAGAUUGAGCUGCAAAUAAGGAAGGAUGUUCAGUCUUCUGUUUCCUUGAUAACAUCCUGAGUGCUGUAGCUAGUUAGAAGGGGCUGGUGCUCUCAGACUGCUCACUGCACUCGCAGUAAACGCAGCUCUUUGUCUCUUAGAAUGUUCUGCUUCCUCUUUUUAAGAAAAUUUUUUUUCUUUUGGGGUGGAAGCUCAUGGGAGUUAGCAUGCAUCUAUGAUGAGGGCUGAGCUGCUUAAAAGAACGACUGGCUGCACUAAAAGAUUAAUAAAGUGGCACAUGUGAGUGAAAGGAACAGACAGAAAUGAAACAGUGAAUGGCUUUUUGGUUUGGUUUGUAAUAUCCAGGACAAUGCAUGACUCUAAAGAGAAGCAGUCAGAAGCUAAAUGACUGGUUCUGAUUUUCCCCAAGGGGUGAUAGCUAAAUAUUUAAUUGUAAAUUUCUUUUCUGUUACUAUCCCCUAAUACAUUCUCAAGUUCUGUAGUGUAAGCAAGGAUAUUCUGUGCAUUUCAGCUUUUUGUCUAGCUUAGUCCCAACAAACCAGUUACUCUGAUCGUUAAUGAAGUAGAGAAACUACUGACAGAAUAUAGUGUACACCAUUUAACGUUACUGCUUUUGUUAUGUUUCAGAGGCAGCUUUGAGAUUCCCUAAAUAUUUUCAGCGUUGGUAAUAUUUCCGCGUAGGUUGUCUUCCAUGUAGGAAAAGUGUUAUAUGUUCACACCCAUCUGUCUCAGGAGACAAUAGAGGAGUGCUUCUUUGGAGGUGAAGUCAAACUAUUUGUUGAAAGGUUAUAGUGCUUGCUAUGGCUGUAGAGACCAAUAGGGGAGCAACAUGUUUUGUUGCAGCUGGAGCAGAUGAAGGCAUCCAGUUGUGCUGCUGCAGAUGCACCAUGGCAUUUCUUCUCUCUGUGCUCCUCCCAGCAGUCAGUCCUCCUCUGGUUGUUGCUAUGGAUGCACAACCUGUCUGUCUCCAGGCGCUGUGGAGGUCUGCAAGGGGUUCCCACACGGCGGGGAUUGGGGUUGAUAUUGCCAGCCUUAAUGUUCACACAUGAGCAACACUACAUAAUCAAAGCCUUUGAGCCUAAAAUUAACAGAAUUAGUGUGUUUUUGAUGCUGUCUGAAUGAUAACACAUUUAAAUCAUAUGAUCUCACUGUGGUGAACCUGGGCAAUGCAGAAAAUAUAUUAUGCUUUGGAGGUUUUGGUGGUCUUUGCAGCAAAAAGGUUGAUUGGAAGAACAAGCCACCACUUGGUAAUGCAGGAACAGGGGAAGAGUACCCCCAGAACCAUUUAGUAGGGUGCACCAGCACAGUGCUUGUUUCCAUGAAACCAUAGUUCAUUUUAAACUGUGAUUUAAUGUGUUGUGGAAAUUGGGCCAUUGUCUAGUUUGACCUGAGAACCUCUUGUGAUUUUUCAAGCUAUUGCAGAAAAAGGCUGUCUUUUCUGUUUCCAUGGAGACAGCUGGGGGUGAAUUGAUAAGAGUUCUCUUAUCAAACUAGGAAUCUGACAGGCUGCAGUCCAGAACUCCCUUACUAUUACUGUAAUAGGAGGCUAGAUACAGACUUAAGGCCAUUGCAUAGUAGUCUUGGUUCAUGUGUAGUUGCUAAAAAUAUCCUUCCUCUCAAGCACAAAUGUUCUAGCAUAAAAGAAACAGUUGCUUUACUUCCCAUCAAUUUGGUUAGAUUAAUUACUGACUUGGCUUUCAGCUCUGCAGGAAUUUUCACUUCACGUCUAGUGUCUACAAAGAGAAGUUCUCUUCCUAGAUUGAUGAAAAUGUUUGGCUUCCAGAUUUCUGCUGACGCAGUGCAUUUUUAUAUAGGGAAGCUUUAUUGUGUUUUAUAUCUCUGUGUGAGAAAUAGUAUAGAGAAUGGCAUGUGUGGACACCAGUGUUUGCUAUACCAUAUGAAUGUUAACAGGAGGUCUGAAAUCAUUAAUAAAUUACUGCAAUCAGCUAAAUUUACCAGAUUUAAAAUGAGCAUAUUAAGCGGACUGUAGAGUUGUGCCCUGUGAAGUUGUGUUUAGUGUUUAUGUCUGAAUUGUUUACUAUCUGUGUUCAUUGCUAUUCUUAUUAUGUGGCUGUUCAAUAAAAAGGCCCUCUUUAAAUUUUCAUAGAAAUAUACAGUAUUGUGUUUCUUAUUCCAUAGAAGCAAAUUAGCUAAUAAACAAAGCAUCUUAAUUGGAUGUCACUAUCCCUUCAGCUGGAGUACAUUGAUUUGGGAAGAGCUUGUCACAUGUAUAGAGACAAGGUUGGACUACUCUGGCUUCAUGGGGGUGAGAUGAGGGCCACAAAUGUGUGUGGAGUUCUGCUUCAUCUGCGGAAAUGCCCAUGUUCCUUUUUGGAUGAUACAGACCCCCAAUGAGAAGCAGAAGUGUGAGCGGCUUUAAGACUUGAAAGAGCUCUUAAGACAAUCUUAAUAGGAGAAGGGGAUCAAAUACAAAGCUGGUUGAAGGGUAAAUUUAAAAAGAAACCAGUUAUAGGCUUUCAGAUUUGAAGUACACAGUACAAUUCAACAAUGGCUGUAAUAGGCUAUAAAAUAGCUUUAUGUAGAUCAUGUGAUGGAUUUUUAAAGGUAAUAGCGCUUAGCAUUGGAUGUAGCUGACAUACCAGUGCCUGGUCCUCCUAGGAGACAAAACACAUGCUCUAUAUAACACAAGUAAUUCCAUAUUUCAUAGCGAGUGUCAGAAUAUGGCUUGACUUUGAAAUGUCUACAGAAUGUAGUUUGACUUGGUAUAAUUUACUUUUCAGCUACUGGAGUAGGGUAAGAGUGCUUUGAAACUAUCUGGCUUUUCAUAAAGUAGGCUUAAAUUAGAGCAUCAACAUCAUGCUAUCCUGAAAUGUAAUUUUGUGUUUCUUUAAUCCCCUCUCUCCCAGGUUUUGAACGAAGAAUGUGAUCAAAAUUGGUACAAGGCGGAACUCAAUGGCAAAGAUGGCUUCAUUCCCAAAAAUUAUAUUGAAAUGAAACCACAUCCGUAAGUAAAGUACCAUGACUUCUGUAUGUGACAUUAUGCUUAGAGCCAAAUUCUGGCUAAGUUCACUUGCAGUUCUGGUAGUUGUCAAUGCAGGAAGUAUAUCUCUGGAAAACUUUUUCAUUCCCAUGAGAGCCAUCAAUCCUCUGACCAUAUUUUGGAUGGCAGGGAUGCCAUCAAUGCAGGGGUUGUAGUGCCGGUUGUUGACAUUGGCAGCAACAAAGUGGAUCAUGUGAACUGCAUUCCCACUCAGUACACUCACUGUGAGUCUUGCAAAAUCAACAGUAAAGCCCAGGUUGUUGGCUUUUGUUGCAGUUUGAACUAGACAGGCUUCACCCAACAUAACAUUUGAUUCUGCUGUAGUAGUGGGCAGGCUUUAACUGUUCAAAAGGAAACCUUUGCGAAUGGUACACACUUCAUUAGUGUAAAAUUAUUUCCUGCCUGUUUUCCCCGUCACCAAAAAGACUCUUUUUCUUGGUGAACCUACUAAAAAUCUUUGUAUAUUCUAUACUAGAUGUGUGGUCCUUACUAGUCAGUAUUUCCUGUAAAAUAUUACCGCUGACAGCUUAUUAAAUGUUUAGUUCUUUCUUUCCAUUGAUAUCAGGCAAUCGUUCACUAUAUUAAGUACUACAUGGUCUCAAUACUGAGGAUAUGUAAUGAAGACAAGUUCCUGUUCACUAAAUUGUGUAUACACAUUCUGUUGCCAGCAGCACAAGGCCUGUGCCGAGAAACUUACACAGUAUUCUUUGUAAAAUCUCAGCCCUGAAACCCUUUCACUAAACAAUAAUUCCAGUUGAAAUCUAAUUUUGAAACCCACCUUUGCCAUUCAUUCUCAGGUUUUGCUGCUUAUAGUUUUCCAGUUUUGCUCCAUCUCAACAAAUACUUCUAAUUCUUCUAGUCAUCCUUUCCAUGCAGACCUUUCCACUCAUUUCUACUUUCUCACUUACUGCCUUCUUGAAGAGAGAUAACAUAAGCAAAAACCUGUCCUAAAGAGCUUACAAUCUAAACAGGGGCAAGGUUAAUAGGAGAGGACUUUGUGCAAAUCUAGUCAUAGUUACUUAGGCUUAAUUUCAAUACAGGGUCAUUCUAAGGCUGCCAGCCAAUUAAAGAAUUUUACUCUAUUAAUCAUCACUGUUUCAAGCAGUUAAUUGGUUGGAUUUGAACUUUUUUAUGUUUUCCAAAACUUCAGUACAGGUGUCCCUUUGAGACACUGAAUGAAAUUUCACAAAUGUAGGAAGCAAAGAACCAAGAAUAAACCUUGGCUACAACUUGUAGUUGGUGAGCAGAGAGCUUAACCAUGAGUCCCAGUUUGGACAACAUGUUUCACCAAACCUUGGCUUAGCUCAGCAUUGGGCAUCAAUAAAAAGAACUGGAAAAGAGUGAAGCGACUGCAAGCUCCUCUCUAGGAAUUCACAUGGUCACCUAGUUUUGCUAACUAACAAGACUUUAGGGUCAUAUUCUAAGGCCCUUUUCACUGCUGGUGCUCCAGUUGUAGACUGCCUUUUCUGUAAAGGCUCACUGGGCACCUUUUUGGUAUUCCUAUUGGCACUAGGUGAAGACCUUAUUUGCCCUUGCUUUUCAUCUUAAAAUAUUUGAGUGUUUUAUUUUUGGGUUGCUUUUUUUAAAAAAAACUUGUUUUAACGUCAUUCAUUUUAUCUUGGGACUCAGCUACACAGCUACAAAUAAAACGUUUUAAAUAUGUUGUAAAGUGCAUUAUACAAAUGUGUCACUAGAUAGCGACAGUUUAAAAAACCAUUUUCACUGCAUUUUUUAUAUAUGUGUAGAUUCCACCUUGGUGUUAAGCUGUUGCUGGAUUUAUUCUGUUUUGGAAGUUGUGUUUUCCCCUCUUAUGGUUAUCUAUAACAAUUGCCUCUUGAUAUUUUUAAGGACUACAGAUCCCUAACACCUUACCUCAGGAUAGCUCUGGUUAUCAGGAGGAAUGGCCUUUAGGCAUUACAAGUUGACAAAGAGAGUUGCCCUGUUAAAAGAAGUUGAACACAUUACACAAUCAGUGCAGGUUACUUUGUCCAUUAGUAAACAGCAAUGUUUGGUUUUGAAUUGGUUGACUGCUGUAAUAAGGAAGCAUGCUUCAAUUAAAUUCUAUUGAUACGUUUCACAUGUGAAUGUGAAACAAAUUGAGCUCUCAAUAACAUGGCUCCAUGGUGACUGGCCGCAAACGUUUUCAGAGGCCAAAAUUGUGGUUGCUGAGUUUCUGAGGCAGAAACCCAGGGCAACGUGUACAUACAUGGAAAGGGAGAAAUGAAACCUUCCUAAGACACUGGCCAUGACCCGCAGACCUGCAAGUGCACCUCGGUUUUUGUUUUUUUUGUAGAAGUUGCUAACAGUUUGGGAUGUAGUUUUCUGACCAAACCCGGCAAUGCAGGCAGUCUAGAAUGCUUGCAGAGAUCUGCACAUAAUGUAAACUUACAGAUCGUGCUUCUUUUGUCUGAAUCACUACUAUGCUUACAGAAAAGUUCUGUCUAGUUCUGGAAGAAUAAGCCAUAUAAUGCAGGCCCAAUAUAAAACCAAAGUCGGUUUUGUGGCAAUUCCAAUACUAUAUCUGACAUGUGAAAGUGGAAUCAGAAGAUGAACAGAUGCAGCUCUCAUGACAUAAUCAAUCCACCAACCUUGUGUGUUUCCCAUUGCUUCCGGCAAGAGCCAGAUUUUUCUAACUACUAAGAAGCAUCAGUGACAAGUGUUUAAGUUAUUGACAGAUCUAGCAAUGGAAAGCACAGAGAGGCAUUAAUGCAACAUUUGUAAAGUGCUUUCUAGUGUUUGAGGCACUUAACAUGCACUAUCUAGUAAUCCUUACAAUUCUGUAAAGUCAGUAUUAUCCCCCAUAUUGCAUUUGGGGGGCAGAGGACUGAGGCUGAGAAAGAGGCUUGCCUAAAUCCAAGUAAUGACUUCAUGAUGGAGGCAAACAUUUCUGAUUUCAAACUUCCUUACUUGUAGUAGAGUCUCCUUUAGCCACUGUACCAUAUUGUCUCUAAGUGUUUGAGAUGGGUUUGUGUGAUCUACCUUCCAAAAUGGUUUUCAAUGUGAAUAGCCCUAAAGGCACUUGUAAACUUAAACCGUGUUCCCCCAAAUGCCAUUAAUCAUGGGGCUUAGAUUCAGUGUACGCAAAACAAAGCUUUCCUAGGUAGCAACUAUAGCUGGCACCCAUAAAGCAGAGUUGCAAAAUGAUGCAAAAUCCUAUCUGCCCUAAUAGUCACUAUUCUGGCUUUGCUAAAAGUAGAGUGUUUGUGGUUUAUUUUAUUGGGAAUGCUUGCUGUCGGGAAUCUGAAGUAAAUAAAUUAAAUCACUACAAAUAAUUUUAAAGGAUGGGAGAAGUUCCUUAAGAAUCUAUAACUUGUUAAUCCUGAAUCUCAUUGUUUCAGCCAAAUUCUCUUGCCUCUCUUCCUAUAAUGCAGUGGUUAAAAGCCUUGGAAAUGGCAAAAAUUGCUAAAUCAAGAGACGUUGAGGAAAUUGACUUUUUAAAAAAAUGAAGUGGUAUCUAUUAUUUACUGGAACUUUAUGUAUUUAUGUAAUCCCCAGUUUUAUAUCACUCCAAUCUUUUAAAUUACUUUUUAAAAACAUUAUUUAAGUGCAGCCUCGUGGAACAGUUCAAUUGAUUAUACCUGUCAGAUUACUUCCCAGCUAUGAACAUAUCCAAACUUGCCUUUUUGGAGUUUGAAUUAUGCUUAAUUUUCAACUGUGUUUGCACAGGUGGUUUUUUGGGAAGAUCCCCCGAGCAAAAGCUGAGGAGAUGUUGGGCAAACAGAGACAUGAUGGUGCCUUCCUCAUAAGAGAGAGUGAGAGUGCUCCCGGGGACUUUUCUCUCUCCGUCAAGUAAGUGUUGCAUUAUAGUUGGUUGAUAAACACGUUCUGCACUUAAACUGCAGGUGAAAUAAGCCUAUUUGAAUUAUUCUUACUUCUGCCAUAAAAUCUAGUCCUUGUUUCCCUGACUACAAAACUUGGAAAUGUUGGUGCAGUAACUUGACUAUGUUUUUUUAAAAAGUGGGCUACCACUUGUCUGCAAGUGAUAUAUGGGGACGCUUAUUGGUUGUCCUGCUUUCUCGUCUCUCCCUCCACCCCUGCCCAUCUUGCUUUUUAGUGCUUUCCUUCUCAAAUCUCAGGCAUUUUGCAAUUAGGGCUGGUAAAGUUGUAAAAUGCUUUUCAAAUAUAUAGAAUCCUUCAUAAUACCCUAGGGAAAUCACUGUUAACUCCAGGAUUCUACACUUUUUAAGGGUCUUUGUGUUCAUUGAUUUAUCAUCCGAAUCUCUCAUCUCUGAAGGUAUCCUUCAGCAACUUGCAUGUUUCCAAAUAAGGUGCUGUUGCCACAUUGGCGCUAAUCGCCUUUUGUAAAUAGGUUCUGUUGUUUCCUUUAAAUCAAAUAAAAAUAAUUAUUAAACUCUAGCUACAUUAAUUGAUACUGUACAAAUAGAAAACCACGUGUACCUUGCUGAGUCCUUCUGCAUAGCUUUGCCCUUCCAAAUGCUACCAUGCAGUCUCGCAGAUAGUCUCAUAUUGUAAGGGGGAGGCUUUCUUGACUAUCCAAGUAUGUAGAAGUUUGGUGUUUUUGUUCUUGACUCUGUGAAUAGUCCUCAAGUGUUUCUUUCAGUCUUCUUCUCCUACAUUGUAAUAGAUCAGCUUUGGUACAAAUGAAAACCUGUUGGGAAUAAUCAAACCAAGACAUUAAUAGAAUGUUCAUUCUAAUAGUUUAUUACACCUUUACUAUAAAACCAGCAUAUGUAUUUAUUAGCAGUGGUAAUCAGUGACACAUGCUGACUUCUCAUAGCACAGUACUGCCACCUAUCGUUCAAGAAUCACUGAAAUCCAUAUUUGCCUAGAACCAACAAUAGGUCCUGUUAGCUUAGAGAGAGAGAAAAUAUUCAGUACCUGCCUCGCUGGCAUGAAUUAACAUUGUGCCUCACUUCAUGUCAAAGGAAAAUGACUAACUCACCUCAUUAUCUGAAGCCUCAGAUGUCAUUCCCAUUGACUAUUAGGGUGAAAGCAACAAACGCCUAUAACCUGUAGUUAUUAUUGAGCAGAAUUAUUUGCAGGCAUAGUGGCCACUUCUGAGGGCGAUAAAGCCUGCCAAAUUUCAGGCAUAGCUGCAAGGCUUUCUAUGUGAAAUGCCUUUAAAGUGUGAAACUUUUGUUAAGGGUUUGAUGUGCUUGCGUUUGGAUGAACAUAAUAUACAAUGUAGAAAUGCCCCCAGAUACGUUCCCUGCAAAAUUUCAGAAGGACAGAUGCAGGGGUUAGGGAGUUACAAAUGAAAAACAAUAUUUAAGGUCUUUUCUUUAAAAAAAACUGCUCAGUUUGCACCAAGGCCACAGAAAGUGUAAAGUUUAUUAUGUUCUUUUGGUAUCCUAUAUCAAAAGGAUAUAGAUUGGAAAUAAGUGGAAAGUCCUGGUAAAGCCAUUCCCUGCUUGAAGCUAGAUCUGUCACUUACAGGCACCCUUCCUCUUCUGCCUCCUCUCCUAUUCUCUGCCUGGAGUUUAUCAUUUAUGGAAGGCUUAAGCAAGGUUAUUAAGAACCCUCCCAAGAUUCCAGAGCUUUGGAGCUAGCCUGCUUCACCUUGGACCACCUCUGAUCCAGUCUGUCUUGGGAUUCUGAAGCAGUCCAAACAUCUCCAAGGAACUGAGUCCUUUCCUUGGACUCAUGCCUUGUCUGAGACUAAUGCUCGACUGUUAGCCUGUGUACGUGCAAAUGUUUGCUUUAGCAACAGCAGACAAUAGUACCUGUCAUGCAUUGGCAUACACAUUAGAAGAAUAAAUAAAAGCCUGGACAUGUUCUUCUCUUUCUAUUUAGAUUUGGAAAUGAUGUGCAGCACUUCAAGGUGCUUCGAGAUGGGGCUGGCAAGUAUUUCCUCUGGGUGGUAAAGUUCAAUUCUCUGAAUGAGUUGGUAGACUAUCACAGAUCGACCUCUGUCUCCAGGAAUCAGCAGAUAUUUCUUCGAGACAUUGAGCAGGUGCCUCAGGUAAAGGAGCAUGAGUGGAGUUCUGCCUCAUUUCCAUCUUCAAAUGUUCUAUAUUAUUCAAUAAUAACCUUACGCAAAUCUGUGUUUUAGGGGAUUUUACAGUUUGGAGUAUAAGCACAAUUCUAAUACCUGCUAUAUAUUUUGGAGCAUUCUUUGUCCACUGUGUAUUUAGCCACCUCUUAAGAUAUUGUAAGCAAAUUUUGCACAAUGGUUCCUGAGAUCAAGGAGCAAGUUUUCAUCUCUUUUGGGAUACAAAUGGGCACCAUUCUGAAUCAAGAUGGCAGACUCCACUUUUCAAAACUGCACUGAUACUUUGGUUUCUUAGAAUUCCUGAGCAAGGCCGGGUAUGAGGCUGCCGGUUUAUAAUAUUUGUUACUACAGUGCCUUUCUUUCGUGGCUAAGGAUACCACACUUAGAAAAUGUACAAGCCUCCCUUUGUUAUAAGGCUUCCAGGCUGUUGUGCAUAUUACACACACGCACACAGAAACUUGAUUUUAAAAAUAAUUAGCAGCAACAACACAGUCAAUACUGUCAAGCAGAAGACUGAAAUAAAAAGAUCCAUGUGGUGGUGGGUUGCCCCAUGUGGAUUGUCCCAUCCCACACGAUUGCCUAUGGCCUCCUGCCACGGUAGAGGCUACAGUAGUGAGAACUGGGCAGAGAAUUUCCUUAUGUGAGGCUUCAUUUUGCUCUCAUUAGCACUGGUUGCAAUUCAGUUUGCUCAAAUGCUUGGAUGAAUAAAAGAAAAAACAACCACCACCACCAAUUAUCAAAAGUUGACACAAGGUGAACUUCCUGGGGGAGGCUGUUCCAAAUAGGCGGUUCUGCAGCCGAUAAGGUGGUAUCGCCACCCACCUAACUUUGAAUGGUAGGAAGCAAAGUUGCAUCUCUGAAGGUGAACACAGGAUAUGGGAAAUCUCACGUGGAAGUAGAAGGUUGUCCUUCAGAUAACCAGCUCUCAAGUCAUUUAGGGCUUUAAACAGUGUUUGGAACUGUUUAUAGCUUGCUCUGGAUACUACUGAGAUCUACUGUUUGCAGUCUCUGAAAAGUUUGCAAAGGCAGCCUCUCAUACAGUGCUUUGCAGUAAUCCAAUAGGGUACCCUCCAAACAUUGAACUGCAACUCUCACCAAUCCAUUGGUCAAAUAUAACGGGGGUUGUAUUUCACAUUGGCUACUCCUGCAGGAGUCUAAUCUCAAGCUUGCCAGUACAUGGGUAACACUACUAGCUAGAGCCUCGGCCAGUGAAGGUUCACAGCUAGUCCAUUAAGCUUAACUCGUGAAAGGCACUGCAUGCCACAGAUGCUUCUUGGUCCUCCAGUGAUAAUGCAGAUUUAGCAACACCUGCCAAACUGUUUACCUGAUUCUUUAGUGAGUAGUGUACCCUUUCAAUGCAGGUUCAUUGGUAGGCAAAAAACUCAAGAAAAACAAAACAGUUUUUGCAUUAACGUAAGUGAAUUUAAUUUUAUGUGGUGUACUCUAUUUUUAAAAAUCAGUAGAAGCCAAAUUGGUAGCUUUACACAAGGGGUGAGCAACUGCAUCUAGGCAGGACUGGAUCCAGAACUGGCUCACCAUUAGCAGAAAAUGAAAAUUGGAGAUGUGUGGAGCAAUUAAUAACUCACCCUUCUUUUCUUUGGUCUGCAGCAACCCACAUAUGUUCAGGCUCUCUUUGAUUUUGACCCUCAAGAGGAAGGUGAGCUGGGCUUUCGCCGUGGAGACUUUAUCCGGGUCCUUGACAAUUCUGAUCCCAACUGGUGGAAGGGAGCCUGCCAUGACCAAACAGGCAUGUUUCCACGCAACUACGUGACCCCAGUGAACCGGAACAUCUAG